Molecule: messenger RNA, 72880 nt
Organism: Pelobates cultripes (western spadefoot toad)
Lineage: Eukaryota; Metazoa; Chordata; Amphibia; Anura; Pelobatidae
Source: the annotation of a GenBank genome assembly
CGCUGUCCAGGGCAGCCCAUUCUCCUCGGGGUCCUUGGCUGUUGCCAGAGCAGGCGUUCUCUCGGGCGCACAUCUGCUGGGGUCCUCCCGUAGGCCGGCUCAGUCGGGGAGGAGGAGGCCAACAUGGCGGACGUGCUGAGCGUUCUGCGUCAGUAUAACAUCCAAAAGAAGGAGAUUAACGUCAAGGGGGACGAGGUCAUCUUCGGGGAGUUCUCCUGGCCAAAGAAUGUCAAAACCAACUAUGUUAUCUGGGGGUGAGUGCUGGGGGUGGAGGAGGAGAGCAUGGAGCAGCAUGCGGGGACAGGGGGACAUGUGCAAAGUGUCUGUGUCUCCCUCCCUCCCAUACACAGGCUAUAUUAUGUUUACAUUAUUAUUAUUACACCCUCCUCCUAACUCUUAUUAUAGCAGCUCUACCUGGCAGGGCUUUUGUAAAUUAAAUAUAUGGUGAGGGAAUAAAUUCUAUAUCUCUGUAUGGAGAGUCCAGCAGUCACUCUGUGUCCUAUUCACAUAGUCUGUUUAUACUGCACCCAUCGCCCAGCAGGUUUGGGACUCUCUGGGGCCUUUGAUUUAUUUAAACACAGUUAUGUGUACCCCACAUGUACGUCCUAGAGCCUCAGCGUUUUGAAAUAUGUUGCUGUGUUUUGGACUUAAUUCUACCUGCAAGCCAGCUUUAGUGUUGGAUGAUAACUUUUUUUUUUUUAUAAGAUCUGUAUCUUCUAACACAUGUUUUUGAGUAAUUUGUGUGUGUGGUUUUCAUGGAAUUACUGCCCUUGCUCCUCUGGAAAAAAGAACAAGUUUAUCUUUAUUUUAGAUCGUAUUGUUAUCAUUUUUCUUAUGGUUUUUUUUUUUACAUUAAUGUUGUUGGCUUUAGACGAUGCCGCCGGUGAUUUUUUUUUUUUUUUGUCUUUUUGUGGUGAUUUUGUUUCUUGGAGAGUUGCGUAUCUUUUCCAACUAGAAUAUAAGAUUUGAAAGCUCAUAUGAGCAGAGCUAACUUUACCUCCUGUCUGUCAACCUUAUUUUGUCUAGUCAACAUCUUGCUGCUAUGUACUGUAUAACUGUAAAGAGUCAAGGGACAAGUUUGCUCUUUAUAAUGGAUGUUGGUAACAGUGUAUGCAUAUUUGUUAUUUUAUUGUGAGGAUUUUGUUGUUGUUUUGCCUAAUAUGCAAAAUUUCUUGGAUGCUUGUUUUCUGAGUGACUGCUUUAUUUUCUGCAGCUUUAAGCAAAACCUGAGGUUUCGACCUUGAAGCUAAGACUUUUAAAAACCAUAACAUAUCUUCUAUCACUUUUGUAGUGGAUAUUGACUAAUAUAUAAACAUUUUCUUUACAUCAUCCAUGAGCUUGUUUGAUGCGUUAUUGUGACCGUAGAGUGCCUAGCAACAGCAUCUGAAACACGUCUCCUCAGAUAUUUGAAAUUGGCUAAAAUAUUUUUUUUUUUUAAAUAAACUUUAAACAUUAUAAAUGUUUAUACAGUUUGCUUAUCCACUGGUGGCAAGGGAAUCUCAUAAAGUGUUAUAUCUGUUUGCCUAACAAGCAUGUAGUCACUGUUCACAUUGUAGGAGGAACAGUGAAAAUCAAACAUUUUUGCUGUCACUGGGAGUAUCAAUAACAAGUACCUAUAUUUUAACAUGUGUGCUCCCCCCUGCACUCACUGGCAGUUGUAACGGACACUAUAGCAAUUUACAAAUUUUCUUGGUUUUGGGAAUGAGCCAAAAAUGUCAAGCAUGAACUAAAUUCAAUCCCAGAGUGAACUAGCCUUUUGUGGCAGGAAAAAAGUUGUAUUUAUAUCUUAAGCAUGGAUGCAGUAAUCAAAUAUUGAACCAAAACAAAACCUAGAAUUUUUGCUAUGUUGCUGUUUCACUGUAAUUUAAGGCUCUUUCCUUUUCCCUCAGUAUAUAUUGGAUUUUAAAGUACAGAUAGGCAUUUUGUAUAGCUAACACAGCAUUAAGUAUGACUAAAAUUAAGGAUUGUUUUCCUUCAAGUUUUUCUUAGACGUUUACACAUCAAGUUCAACUAGCAAAAAAUAACUCAAAAUAGAUUCACAUAUCAGUUCUGAUUGUUAAUUGCCUAGUGUCUAGGAUCUAAAUUAGAUUUUGGUAGUUAACAGUAAAAACCCUAUGCCAACCAUAACCCUAUGUUUACACUAGCACUGAAUUUACACCUAACCUUAUCUUUUAGCUAAGCCCAACAUUAACCCUUACCUUACAAUACCACUACCUCAAAUCAGCAGUAGAGAGCAGUCUGUGAUCAGCAUGACUGGUAGGCGUCCUUCUCAUUCUGUCCCUGGUGAUCACUGUGUGAUAAGUGUUGGGUGCACCUAUUAAAGCCUAGUACCGAUUCCAUUCUGCAGAGAGGCCUACAGGGGCAGACUCUGUGGGGGACAGACUCCUAAACACUGUGGCUGAGUACGAUCACUCCAAGGUUCUCCCGGGUGUUUAAAGGGAUUUAACCCUGCUCAAACCGAGAUGUUACAUGCCAUCCUAACAGAGUUCAAGCCCACUCUGUGGACGAUGCUAUAUCCCAAUUGAGAGGUUAAGUACAUGAGGCAAAUAUUGUGCUUUUAAAAUUCUUUAUUCAUUCCCUAUAGCAGAAAGUUACAAAUGUCAAACUUGAAUAAAAAGGCACCUGCCAACUUAACCUUUCAGGACAGUCUGUAUAAGUUCCUACCAUCCUCAAAUCUUCCUCUUUCAAUCUACAAACGUUAAAAUCUAGAAACCUUACAUGAACUUGAAAAAUACAUGUACUAAACACAUUAUAAAUAUAAUUCCACCAAGUAAAUCUUAUAAAACUGCAGAGGACGUGUUUAGAAAGCUAUAAAAUAUAUACACUUAAAGGAACUGUGUAGACACAGUAUAUGCACCAUAACAACUUCCUCAAAUUAAGUUCUUGUGUCCGGUGGUGCUGUUUCACCUUAAAGGAUUAAAUCGUUCUCGAUUUGGUUUAACCCCAAAGUCUGUGUUCCAGAGCCAAUUCUUCCUGCCUCUCUGCCUUUCCGUUUAAAAAUAAAUAAAUCCUAUAAAUGGGAUGAGAUCGUCAUCUGACCGCUUUUAGCCAAUUUUUUUUUUUUUUUUUUAAAUUAAUGGGCAGAGGGGUGGACAGGCAGAUCUGAACAUAGACUGGUUAAACAGUGGUGUGUUUUUUUUUUCAAAUUGGUUUUAAAAUUGUUUAAUUUUUAAAUGUAAUUUGUAGGUCAUGAUCGUGUAUUAUGAGAUACAUAUUGUGUAGGGCUUAUUGGAUAGCAAUAGUUACCCUUUUAAAGGAACACUAUAGUCACCUAAAUUACUUUAGCUAAAUAAAGCAGUUUUAGUGUAUAGAUCAUUCCCCUGCAAUUUUACUGCUCAAUUCACUGUCAUUUAGGAGUUAAAUCACUUUGUUUCUGUUUAUGCAGCCCUAGCCACACCUCCCCUGGCUAUGAUUGACAGAGCCUGCAUGGAAAAAAAAAACUGGUUUCACUUUCAAACAUAUGUAAUUUACCUUAAAUAAUUGUAUCCCAAUCUCUAAAUUGAACUUUAAUCACAUACAGGAGGCUCUUGCAGGGUCUAGCAAGCUAUUAACCUAGCAGGGGAUAAGAAAAUCUUAAUUAAACAGAACUUGCAAUACAGAAAGCCUAAAUAGGGCUCUCUUUACAGGAAGUGUUUAUGGAAGGCUGUGCAAGUCACAUGCAGGGAGGUGGGACUAGGGUUCAUAAACAGAGGGAUUUAACUCCUAAAUGGCAGAGGAUUGAGCAGUGAGGCUGCAGGGGCAUGUUCUAUACACCAAAACUGCUUCAUUAAGCUAAAGUUGUUCAGGUGACUAUAGUGUCCCUUUGAAGAUAUGAAAUAAAAGUGAAAUUUGAAUGAGUGAUUUUUUUUUUUGUUUAAUUCUUGCCAGAGCAUCUUUUAAAUUACAAGAGGGCUUACCUCCUACCCUUUAAAAGACCUCAGAAUGUGUGGGAUGGCUGGUGGACAUGGUUUCUCUGAUCUGACAUGAACCCUGUUUCAAUCAGGAAAAAAAGUCUUUAGGGUGAAUUUAAAUUUGGCGCCGGUUUGUAGUUGCGUUAUUAGCACACAGCUACCUGAACACUGCUUCCAUUAUACAAUGCCUGCAUGCAGAAACCUGCCUCUUCACACCCAGGGUCGGGUUCUGCAAUCUGAAGCACCACCAACAAUCCCAAUAUGGAUUGUUGUACACCUCAAUUUGACCAUAAGAUAGUAUUUUACCACUUGAACCUUGUUGAUCCAGUGAUUAACAAGAAAAAAAUAAAGAUUGAGGCAGUAUUAACAGUAUUAGGGAUGCACUGAAAUUUCGGGUGAAAGUGGGCCUAUCCCAAGGCUGAAAAAAGGGCAAAUCUGCCUAAAAGAGACAGCUUGACUUUGAAAAACAGAGGAUUCACCGCUUCCCCUGACUGUGCCCUGCUCCAACACCCCUCCGUGCUGACCAUGAAGAAGAUAGAACGGGAGGCGGUUGCCCCUACCCUCCUCCUAAUCUUCCUCCGGGAUCAUGGCCUCGCCGGAUACCGGGGCCGCUCUGGAGUGGACCCCAGGGAAGAAAGAGAGGGCUUUCCCGGGGGCCGAGCACUGGUCAUCCUCGGGGUCAAACAUCAUGGUGGGGGCAACUGGAGAACCAGCAGGAGAAAGAAAGCUAAGGUAACUAGCAGGGGCACCCUGGAGGGGAGGUAUACUCGGAGUAUACCCGGAGUAGUGUACUAAGGGUUAUUAUAGUAUUGCUGUGCCCAUGAUAAUCUAGUACAAAGAUUUACAUGCUGUAUAUACACAUGCUGUGCCCAUAAUAGUCUACAAAGAGUCCUGUGCUGUGUACAGUAAGUUUUACAUGCCUGCAGAUUUCCAAUUCACAGCAUGUGAGCCUCCAAAAAAAAGUGUUUUAAUGCUUGAUAUAACCAGUGCUGUGCCAACAUAGGGAUUACCAAAUAUGAAAUACAGUAUUCCCAUUUUGUGUUGGCUACUAUACAUAGGAUUACUUUAGUGUUUUGUCGUUUUGCCUGUAGUAUAUCCAGUGUGAUGUAGACCAGCCAAGUACAUGUAAAGGUUUGCGUGCUUUCAGAAUACCCAGAGCCGUGUACAGCAGUGCUUCCUGGAUAUCCAGCAUAAUCCAUCCCAAUCUGUACACAGUACUGUUCAUUUAGAGUUCUAUGAACAUAGAGUGAUUGCAUUACAAGAGUAAACAUUGUGUUCCCAUGCAAUCCUAACUAAAAAAAACAAAAACUGAUCACUGUACUGUGAUCAAAAAUAUUUUGUAUGUUUGUGUGUAUGUAAUAUAAACAUUUUGUUUCCAUUUUCAUUCUUUAUAUGGCUGUGUACAGCAAUGAAAACAUUGGUGGUUAUUCAUUAAUGCGCAGAAUAUUUUUUUUUUUUUUUUCUUUAUCUUGUGGACAGUGCACUGCUUGCAUGUGUGCAGAGCCCCCCUUUGUGUAUAGAGAUACAUUUAGUAACAUGCUCAGUACUUGGUAUUCUGACUGCAUACCAACAUAUGUGAGCUUAAUGGUUUUCAUGUAUUUUCCCUUUAAAGCACUGCUUUUAUAUUCAGAGUUUAUAUUGCUUGUUUAAUUCAUUAAAAAAUCUAAUAAUACAAUUAUAGAAAAAACUAUUUUAAAAUCAUUUGGAGAAAGUAGUUUUCGGCCAACGGCAUCUAGAAUUUUUGGUUUCGGCCCAGAAUUUUCAUUUCGGUACAUCCCUAAACAGCAUCCACUUACUGUUCCAUUCACUGAGAAACCCAAAGCUUCCAGGCAGAUCGGUAAUUUGAUGCUCUACCUGGGGUCCAGACUUCAGAUAGGUUACUUUGAGUUGAAACUGAAAGAAUACUCGUAGGUGGGGGAACAUCCUAUAUUAAGCUUGCUAUAAAUUUGAGUCUUUAACCCCUUAAGGACCAAACUUCUGGAAUAAAAGGGAAUCAUGACAUGUCACAUAUGUCAUGUGUCCUUAAGGGGUUUAAAAGAAGUUGAGUCCAUUUCAUGUGUUGGAGAAUAGUGAUGUCCCGAACGGUUCGCUGCGGACUCAUCAUUGAGUAAACUUUGACCCUGACCCUGACUUUGACACAGUCAGCAGACACAUUCCAGCCAAUCCGCAGCAGACCCUCCCACCUCCUGGACAGCUCACUAAGAAUGCAGCUUCACAAUGAAUGUAAAAUGGAUGCUGUCCAGGAGGUGGGAGGGUCUGCUGCUGAUUGGCUGGAAUGUGUCUGCUGACUGUGAAGUACAGGGUCAAAGUUUACUCAGUGAUGAGUCUGUGGCGAACCAUUCGCGAACCGUUCGGGACAUCACUAUUGGAGAAUAACAGACCUGUUCAAUGAUAUCUAUAAGAAUGUUGUCUAGAUGUGAUGACUCCCUCUUCUGUCUAAAUUUGACAUUUGUGUCAGUUGAAAAUAAAGUAAUAUGGCACUGCAUCUCUAACUGGCUAAUGCCAUAUUAGCAUUGCCUUAGAUGUAUUGUUCCGUGGGUCCAGCCUCUAUAAUUAUAGGGCUAUCUUUGAGUCUAGCUCAGGAGUCAUGCGUUUUGGUUGUUUUGGACAUUCCGUGCUUCCAUUCCAUGGAAGUCCAUUUGCUUACUCAGCCAAGUUUCUAUAUCCUUGGCAAUAAAAGAAGUGAAAGCAUUUAUUCUCACCAUGUAUCAUAAAGAGGAUUUUUCGCUUCAGAUUAUAGACAGUGUAUUACGACAGGGAUUUCUAAUCUGGAGGGGAAAAUAAGGCAGGCAAACUAGGGGUCGAACAAUGUUGUGUGUUUUUUUGUUUUGUUUUUUUUGUUUAGAGCAGGUACUGAUAAUCUGUGACCUUUCAGGCCGAUAAGUUACCGAUAUUCUGUACAUUUACCAUUUUGAAAAAAUAAACUGUCAACACAAAUCUAAUGUUAACCGAACAUGUUGAUUAUUAUUUUUUAUAUUUUUAAGAAUUUGUUUUCAAGAAUAUGUGUUUAGUGGAUGCAGUGAGUACAUUAAAUGCAGAGUGUGUGUCUUACCUGGCCUGUGAGGGGGGGUAUGGCAUUUCCUGGGGGCCCAGCAACACUUACUUCCCUUCCCAGCAGCUCCCUUGUCUAACUCUCGUGGCCUGUGUGGCGGCAACGCUCUGACGGCCACGGGACUCGCAAGACUUAGAGGAUCUGAAGGGAGCCGCUGAGAAGGUAAGAGUGUGCUGCGGGCCCUCCUGGACCCUGAUGGCAGCUCUGGUCUGCAUUAUCGGCAAUGUCGGUAUCAUUAUUUACCGAUAUUGCUGAAAAUACAGAAUAUCAGCCAGACCGAUAAUCGGUUGAUCCCCAAGGCAUCUGCGUUCCACAGAUACUUAUAACUUCUGCCAAUACCGCGUCGGGUAAGACGAAGGUGCGCAUGUGCUAGGAGUUUUUUUUUAUUAACUUUUCCAGGACUUUGGAGGCUAUAUAACCCAGCAGCAACUGUUUGCCAGGUGCUCUUAGAAUCUGUUGCAAGUGUAUUCUCACCUGCUCUCCAGCACACUUUGAGGCCAAUAAGAUAAGACUUGUUGCUUUUCUUAUUUGCUUCCAGCCUGAUUCAUAUAUUUUAAUAUUUUUAUUUUUUAUGAAAUGCUGGAACACUUUAUCAGCUUCCAUCCCGAAUAUUCUGAAAUUCUUAUAGAUGGGCUUUGCGAAAGGAUUUAGACCUUCCACACUCAAGGUCCAGAGUUCUACAAUCCGUUUCAUCUCGUUUAGAUGCUUGGCAUCGAAUAUUCUAAUUUCCAGGUUUUUCAAAGCUUUGUCUUGCUUGGUGCCAACCAUCAGGAAAACUUUUUCCCCAUGGGAUCUCAAUCUAGUGUUGACAGCGUUGUGUGAGCCUCCUUUUGAUACGCUAGGGGAAGCAUCUCUCAAGAUUCUCUCUUUCAAAACUUUGUUUUUGGUGGUAAUUACCUCUGCAAAACGUUUGCGUGAACUUCAUGCUCUCAAUUCAGUUUAUCCUUUUUUGAUUUUUUUUCCAUCAGGGCAGGGUUAUUUUAAAACUAGAUCUAUCCCAAAGUUUGUUCAACAUCUAACGUGGAUCAGUAGGUAAUUCUACAUAUUUUAUGCCAUCACCCUUCUAUUGCCUUAGAAGAGAAGUUUCAUUGCAUUGACGUUAAAAGAUUUUUACUCCAAUACUUACAAAGUUGAAGGUCCUUUAGAAAAUCUUCCACACUUAUUGUCCUCUUUCGUGGCACAAGAAAAAGUUUUCAUGUAAUCUAAUGGUGCUCUGGCAAGAUUGUGAAAGGAUUCUAUUAGUUUGGCAUAUUCAUCCUCAGAGGUUCCUCCACCUAAAUCCAUUCAAGCAUGUUCCACUAGAGCCAUCUCCACGUCAUGGGCCUUAAGUGCUUCAGCUACACUUUCGCAAAUUUGUGUGGCAGCCACUUGGUUGUCUCUCCACACUUGUUUUAAACAUUACAGGUUAGACAUACUGGCCUCGGAAGAAUCUUCUUUUGGGCGCAAGGUGUAACAUGCUGUGGUUAAAUGAGCCCCACCCUUAGGGAUUGCUUGUGUUAUCCGUGUCGUAAUGCACUGCCUCUAAUCUAAGGGAAAAGCAUACAUUUUUACUUGCUGUAAAUUUUUCUCCUGAAGAUUAGAGGCAGUGCACACUCCUCCCGCCACCCCCUUUUUUUCUAAUUUAUUAUUGCAGUUUUUUUUUAUUUUUUCUUACCUGGACAUAACCCAGUUGCAAUACCCUGGGUUACCUACAUUUGAAAAUGGUAUGCAAUGAUGGAGUUAUUUCAAUCCUGGGCUACCAUAUGGUCUCAAAAGGCAACACAGAUCCAGCAAACCAAUCUGGCAAACUGAGUUGGGCAAGCCUUAUAUUGACCCUGUAACUUUCCAAAACACCAUAAAACCUGUACAUGGGGGAUAUUGUUAUACUUGGGAGACUUCACUGAACACAAAUAUGAGUGUUUAAAACCGUAAAAACUGACACGACGAUGAAAUCACAGUAAAAGUGCAGUUUUUGUGGAGAAAAAAAAAUGCAAAAAAGAAAAAAUGAACGCUAACUUUGGCAUGUGUUUGUGGCUACUACAAAAGACUGGACAUACCCUAUUUUGAAUACUGUGGGUUGUCUACUUUUACAAAUGAUAUGGGGUUAAUUUUCAUUCCUGGGCUGCUAUACGGUCUCAAAGGCAACAUAGGCUCAGCAAACCAAUCUGGCAAAUUUCAAUGUGCAAAGAUGGAAUAGGGGAAAGCCCUACGUUUGGCCCCUGUAAGUUUGCAAAAGCCCAUGAGACCUGUACAUUGGGGGGCACUGUUUAGGGAUCGACCGAUAUUGAUUUUUUUUUUUUUUAGAGCCGAUACUGAUAUUCUGUGAACUUUCAGGCCGAUAGCCGAUAUAAUUUGCCGAUAUUCUGUACAUUUACCAUUUUGGAAAAUAAAAACUAUUUCUAAAGGUAAAUGCACAAAAUAUACAUGCCACAUGUAGUGGAUGCAGUGUGACAGGGGAGCUGUGUGUUUGUGUAGUGUAGUGUAGCAAACACACUGCAUUAUAUACACACACUAUGCAAACACACUGCAUUAUAUACACACACUAUGCAAACACACUGCAUUAUAUACACACACUAUGCAAACACACUGCAUUAUAUACACACACUAUGCAAACACACUGCAUUAUAUACACACACUAUGCAAACACUGCAUUAUGUACACACACUAUGCAAACACACACUGCAUUAUAGAAACACACUAUGCAAACACACACUGCAUUAUAGAAACACACUAUGCAAACACACACUGCAUUAUAGAAACACACUAUGCAAACACACACUGCAUUAUAGAAACACACUAUGCAAACACACACUGCAUUAUAGAAACACACUAUGCAAACACACACUGCAUUAUAGAAACACACUAUGCAAACACACACUGCAUUAUAGAAACACACUAUGCAAACACACUGCAUUAUAUACACAGUGUUUGUGUAGUGUGUUUGUGUAGUGUGUGUAUAUAAUGCAGUGUGUGUGUUUGUAUAGUGUGUAUAUAAUGCAGUGUGUGUAUAGUGUGUGUGUAUAUAAUGCAGUGUGUGUAUAGUGUGUGUAUAUAAUGCAGUGUGUGUUUGUAUAGUGUGUGUGUAUAUAAUGCAGUGUGUGUUUGUAUAGUGUGUGUAUAUAAUGCAGUGUGUGUUUGUAUAGUGUGUGUGUAUAUAAUGCAGUGUGUGUUUGUAUAGUGUGUGUGUAUAUAAUGCAGUGUGUGUUUGUAUAGUGUGUGUGUAUAUAAUGCAGUGUGUGUGUAUAUAAUGCAGUGUGUGUUUGUAUAGUGUGUGUAUAUAAUGCAGUGUGUGUUUGUAUAGUGUGUGUUUGUAUAGUGUGUGUUUGUAUAGUGUGUGUUUGUAUAGUGUGUGUUUGUAUAGUGUGUGUUUGUAUAGUGUGUGUGUGUUUGUAUAGUGUGUGUGUGUUUGUAUAGUGUGUGUGUGUUUGUAUAGUGUGUGUUUGUAUAGUGUGUGUGUUUGUAUAGUGUGUGUGUUUGUAUAGUGUGUGUUUGUAUAGUGUGUGUGUUUGUAUAGUGUGUGUGUUUGUAUAGUGUGUGUGUAUUAGGGAUCGACCGAUAUUGAUUUUUCAGAGCCGAUACCGAUACCGAUAUUCUGUGAACUUUCAGGCCGAUAGCCGAUAUAAUUUGCCGAUAUUCUGUACAUUUACCAUUUUGGAAAAUAAAAACUAUUUCUAAAGGUAAAUGCACAAAAUAUACAUGCCACGUUUAGUGGAUGCAGUGUGGCAGGGGAGCUGUGUGUGUUUGUGUAGUGUGUGUGUAGUGGAUGCAGUGUGUGUUUGUGUAGUGUGUGUUAUGGAUGCAGUGUGUGUUUGUGUAGUGUGUGUGGAGGAUGCAAUGUGUGUUUGUGUAGUGGAUGCAGUGUGUAUUUGUCUAGUGUGUGUAUUAGUGUAGUGUGUAUAUAAUGAAAGCAGAGUGUUUGUGUAGUGUGUGGGUAGUGUGUGUAAAGUGAAUGCUGUAUAUACUAAAUGCAAAGUGUGUGUGUAUAUAAUGAAUGCAGAGUGUGUGUGUAUUUGUGUAGUGUCUGUAUAGUGAAUGUAGUGUGUUUAUAUAAUGCAGAGUGUGAGUUUGUAUAGUGUGUAUAUAAUGCAGUGUGUUUGUGUAGUGUGCAUUAUAUAAACACACUACACAAACACACUGCAUUAUAUACACACACACACACUGCAUUAUAUACACACACACACACUACACAAACACUGCAUUAUAUAUACACACUACACAAACACACACUGCAUUAUAUACACACACUAUACAAACACACACUGCAUUAUAUACCCACACUAUACAAACACACACUGCAUUAUAUACCCACACUACACAAACACACACUGCAUUAUAUACACAGUGUGUUUGUGUAGUGUAUAUAAUGCAGUGUGUGAGGGGGCAUUUUUUAUUAAAUUAUUAAAAAAAAAAAAAAUUAUUUACUUAAUUAUUAUUUAUUUCUGUUGUCCCCCCUCCCUGCUUGUUACCUGGCCAGGGAGGGGGGAUAUAGCAGUCCCUGGUGGUCCAGUGGUAUUGCUGAGCUUUGGGGGGGGCGGGCAGCAAGCGCUUACUCACCUCCCAGCAGCUCCUCCAGCUCCCUAGUGCAACUCUCGCGGCCAGCGUGUCGCGCGGAGCGUUGCCAUGGUGAUCCAUGGCAACGCUCUGACGGCCGCUGGUCUCGCGAGAGUUGCACUGGGGAGCUGCUGGGAGGUGAGUAAGCGCUUGCUCUCCGCCCCCCCAGGACCGCCGGGUUUGUAAUGAGCCCGGCGGUCCCAGGAGGUAUUAUCGGCAAUAUCGGUAUCUGAAUUGGCCGAUACCGAUAUUGCCGAGAAUACCGAAUAUCGGCCGAUUAUAUCGGUAAAACCGAUAAUCGGUCGAUCCCUAGUGUGUAUAUAAUGCAGUGUGUGUUUGUAUAGUGUGUGUAUAUAAUGCAGUGUGUGUGUUUGUGCAGUGUGUGUGUAUAUAAUGCAGUGUGUGUGUUUGUAUAGUGUGUGUAUAUAAUGCAGUGUGUGUGUUUGUAUAGUGUGUGUAUAUAAUGCAGUGUGUGUUUGUAUAGUGUGUGUAUAUAAUGCAGUGUUUGUAUAGUGUGUUUGUGUGUGUGUGUAUGUAUAAUGCAGUGUUUGUAGUGUGUGUAUACAAGCACACAAAUACACUGCAUUAUAUACACACACACCAUACAAACACACUGCAUUAUAUACACACACACCAUACACACUGCAUUAUAUACACACACCAUUAUAUACACACUGCAUUAUAUACACACCAUACAAACAUUAAAUACGCAGUGUUUUUGUGUAGUGUAUGUGUAUAUAAUGGAGUGUGAGGUGGCAUUUUUUUAUUAAAUUAUUUUUUUUAUAUAUUUAAUUAUUUAUUUUUGUUGUCCCUCCUCCCUGUUUGUUACCUGGCCAGGGAGGGGGGAUAUAGCAGUCCCUGGUGGUCCAGUGGCAUUGGCUGAGCUUUGGGGGGGGCAGAGAGCAAGCGCUUACUCACCUCCCAGCAGCCCCUCCGGCUCACCAGUGCAACUCUCGCGGCCAGCGAGAGUUACACUGGGGAGCUGCUGGGAGGUGAGUAAGCGCUUGCUCUCCGCUCCCCCAGGACCGCCAGGCUUGUAAUGAGCCUGGCGGUCCUAGGAGGUAUUAUCGGCAAUAUCAGUAUCUGAAUUGGCCGACACCGAUAUUGCCGAGAAUACCGAAUUUCGGCCGAUUAUAUCGGUAAAACCGAUAAUCCGUCGAUCCCUAGCACUUUUGUACCCCGGAGAUGUUGCUGAACACAUAUUGGGUUGUUCUUUGUCAGUAACACAUAACAGGAACUGAGAAUCCAUGCCUAAAGUACAAUAUGAGAGAACAAUAACACACAAAAAAAGUGAUUACCCAAAAGUUUGAAAAAGAUUGGUGGAAGAAUUAGUGCAUGGCAACUGUUAUAAUACCACCAUUUGAAAUACCCUAGGGUGUCUACUUCUAAAAAAUAUAUGGUUUGAUGGGGGUAAAUUACAUUGGCCAACUUCAAAAAUGUCCCAACGUGGGUGCAUGAUGACCAGCUGGGAAAAUUCCAAGUUGGAAAACUAGAAUUCGUACCCUCCAAUUAAGGUCUUUUAGCCCACAGAGAACCCGACACACUUAUACAUGGGGGAUUUCACUGUACCUAGAUGUUGCUGAACACAUAUUGAACACACAACGUUCUCAGUACAUGUAUUCUUAAAUUGCUAUGUGUGUUUUUUUUUUUUUGUUUUUUUUUUACAUUUGGCAUAGAUUGGUGGUAAAAUGGUUGCAGGAAAAGAGUCAAAAUACCCCAUGUUUAAUACCUUAGGUUGUCUUCUUUUAAAAAAUAUAUACAUUUGAAGGGUUAUUCAGGGAUUCCUGACAGAUACCAGUGUUACAUUGUAAAAUGUGUUAAUUUUGAAAAAAUUGUUUGGAAAUGGCAAAGUGCUACUUGUACGUAUAGCCCUGUAACUUUCCAAAAAAAGCUAAGAACAUUGCGUAUUUCUAAACUCAGUACAAAACGUAGAAACUAUUUAGCACGGGUGUUUUUUUGGCAUUUGUAGAUGCUUAACAGAUUUUGGGGGUCAAAGUUAGAAAGUUUUAUUUGUUUUUUUUUGUGUGUUUUUACAUCAUAUUUUAUAAAAAAAAAAUUCAUAGUAAAUUAUAUGAUGAAAAUAAUGGUAUCUUUAGAAAGACCAUUUAAUGGCGAGAAAAACAAUAUAUAAUGUGUGGGUACAAUAAAUGGCAAGAGGAAAAUUACAGCUAAACACAAACACUGCAGAAAUGUAAAGUACAAAUUUAUGCUUUCUUGCAUAUGUAAAUUUGACUGUUCAACUAGAUCACUAGUCUCAACCGAAGAUACUAAUUCAGCAUGAAUCAGAAAUUUUUUUUUUUUUUUAAUUACUGCUCUUUCAUUGUAUGUAUCUAAAUGGCUCAUGUGUUGGGCCUAACAGGUUGUUCUGGUGUUUCUUAAAAUCUUGCUAGUCAUUCUACAGUAAGAGUACAUCUUAAUUUGGAAAUAAAAUACGAAUAAUACCAGAUAAUUAUAAUUGCUUAAUCACUCUAAGCUGUAUUUAGACAUUUCUUAAUUAAUUCAAACUUUUGUCAGCAUGUUGUUUUGAUUGUAUGUAUACUGGUGAUCCUGUUGACCAAAUAUGUUGAGGAUUAAAGGUCUUUUUUAAAGUAGUAUUAAUUAUUUUCUAACUUCUGCAAAAUUUAAUAUUUGAAGAAGCAAAUGGCACAAUACAUAGAAUCAAACUACUACGCCACAGUAAGACAUGGUAUUUCCAUGAACUUUAAUGUUUUUUUUAUUUUUAGUAUACUAUCCUUUACUAAUAUCUGAACUAAAAACCAUACCAUAAAUUCAUAUUUACAGUAGCAUAACUGGACUAGAAAACAAAUUUAGUCUCUUCACAGGCAGCUUCAUUGUCAAAUCAAAUUGCUAUAUUGUACAUAUCAUUGCAAUCUGGAUAUUUAGCAGCAUCCCAGAAGCAGCCUCUGAUUUCCUUAACCUAGUCAGAUUUGAAAAUUCCAUUUAAAUGCACUUGGAUUUAUUGAAUUUUUAGCCAGCUACACAUAUAGUGUUGGUAAAUCUAGACUGUUUCUAAGUGUUUUGGAAUUAAGGAUAUUUAUUUUAAUUUUAUUUUGUAAUGCAUAAAUCUCCUGGUUUAUUAGAUGCGUUUUUCUAUGUGCAUAGUAUAUGAGCAUGAAUACACCCUCUGGAUAACUGGACUUUAUUUUCUGUUCAUUUAAGUCAUCUGUAUUGGGGUUUUAUGGUUCAUUUGACACUUACUAGAGAACUUAGUGCUUGGGAAAUUUGUCAACUUUCUUAGGAAAUUUUAGGCUUUCAUUUAUUGGCCUGUGUUUGAGCUUGGUGGGCAUCAUGGGAAGUGUAGUCUACAAUAGCUGCUGAAUCAUAUAAUUGGCAGUCAGUUUAACUAUAUAAUUUUCAUAUUCAGUUUUUUUAUUUUCCCAUUACAAUUUAAUAAUCCUCACUAAUUCACUACUUUGAUCUUUCUGUGUACCUGGAACAUUGAUUAAACUUCACUGCUAAAUUUUUCCUAAAUCUUGUCUCGUUAUAGGACUGGGAAAGAGGGACAACCACGAGAAUACUAUACACUGGAUUCCAUCUUGUUCCUGCUCAAUAAUGUCCAUCUCUCUCAUCCAGUGUAUGUGCGACGUGCUGCAGUGAGUACAUGCCUUCCUUGAAUGAUUGUUUUGCAAGAUUAUUUUUAAGGUGUAAAGUAUGCAAAACAAAUAAAGGGCCACUAAAGUAACACAGACCACUUCAUCUCAUUGGUCUGGGUUACUUUAGUUGCCCUUUAACACUUAACCAAGAAUGUAAUCUGUGCUAUAACCAUACCUAAAGCAGGGGCUGAACUGUGUGCAUUUAGGGGCUCUCAUUCAAUGUUUACCCCCUCAAAAAUGGUAUUAGGGGGAUGUUGCCAGGGGACUCCAGCCAAUAUAACCCAUUCAGUUAGAUGAAAUGGUUAGUGACUAGAGUUUCUCUUUGAAGGGACACUGUCAUUUGUUUCCCUCUGUUUCCCUUUAAUUAUGCCCCUUGUAUCUUAAUGAUUAUCUCCCCCACUGUUUGCCACUUGCGUUUUAGUUAUACAUAUUUUCUUUCACAUUUUAUUCUCCUCUGUCCAUGGGGUCUGUAGUUUGCCCUUCUGUGGAAUUCUUUUAACUGGUGAAUUGUGGCUAAAUUAGCAUAACCGCUGAAAUGGAACUUUAAAUAAGCUGUGCCCGUUUCUCUCUAUUAGAAAAAGUAGCCAGUACGAUAUCUACUGUACAGCUAUGGUGAAUUAAAAAUAAAUAAAUAAAAAAAUGCCAAGUGGAAAUACAGGUGCAAAAAAUAAAUUAAAAACAAAACCUACAAAGUGACAGUGCAGCUAUUAAUUUCAUUGACGUUCGUAAUGUAUUCAAAAAACUAUGCUUCACAUAAAUUUUUGUUGCAGUUGGUGAAAUGUACAUUUUAUUGCUAGUCUAAGAAUUUUCUUUCUGUCUGUUUUUAACUUUGUGAUUUAUAAUAUUUCAUAUUUUUUCAGACUGAAAACAUUCCUGUGGUUAGAAGACCUGAUAGAAAGGACCUUCUUGCAUACUUAAAUGGGGAAACAUGUAAGUAGCCCUUAUACUGUGUUCUUAUUUCCAAAGACAAUGUGUGGUCAAAAGUAUGUGGGAACACUUUCUAAUUAAUGGACAAUUCUAUUUUAAACCAUGUUGCUGACAGGUGAUAAAAAUCAAGCACACAGCCACGCAAGUAGCAAUAGAUUGCCCAGUGCUGCAGAGUUUGAUGUUCAGUGUGACAAUCAUUAAGUGCCACCUUUUUAUUUUUCAUCAAGCUAUCAUGCUGUUUGGCAGUACACACCGUAUACCUUCUGCUCACUGUUCUGCUGAACAGAAAACAUUAUUCACAGGUGUGGUAAAGCCACACAAGCACACCAAGCUGGCUGGCCUAAGCUUGUUGCUCUUAGUGCGUUAAAGUCUGUUCCGGGAAAAAUGAAAAAUCUUGAAGCAAGAACUCUGUAGAUUCAGUUUCCAUAUUUAAUGACCCACACAUAACCCUAUUUACAGUUGUUCCAGCAUGCUCAAACAUUAUAGAUUAUUUUAUGCUUUUGUCUUUGAGAACAUGUUUUCAUCAUGACAUUACCACGGUCUACAAUGCUAGUUCCAUGCAGAACCCUAUUAAACACGUGAUCCAAUAUACUAGACAUGAGACUGAAGCUACCUAGGUGCCAACAAAUAUUUAAAAUAAUGCAAACAUCACGAGUCUCUGAGGUGCUGCUAUCCCCCCACAAUGUGACUCCAUCAGUGGUAAACAAAAUCAGAAAUGAAAAAGGAGGGAAGAGCUCCAGUGUGCUGUGCAAGAGGUGUUACAAUAUUUAUUGGAGAACAAAGAUAUUUUGCAAAUGUUUGUCCUUCAAGGGACACUAUAGCCACCAGAACAACUACAGCUUAAAGGGACACUAUAGUCACCUAAAUUACUUUAACUAAAUAAAGCAGUUUUAGUGUAUAGAUCAUUCACCUGCAAUUUCACUGCUCAAUUCACUGUCAUUUAGGAGUUAAAUCACUUUAUGUUUAUGCAGCCCUAGCCACACCUCCCCUGGCUAUGAUUCUCAGAGCCUGCAUGAAAAAAAAAACUGGUUUCACUUUCAAACAGAUGUAAUUUACUUUAAAUAAUUGUAUCUCAAUCUCUAAAUUGAACUUUAAUCACAUACAUGAGGCUCUUACAGGGUCUAGCAAGCUAUUAACAUAGCAGGGGAUAAGAAAAUCUUAAACAGAACUUGCAAUAAAGAGAGCCUAAAUAGGGCUCUCUUUACAGGAAGUGUUUAUGGAAGGCUGUGCAAGUCACAUGCAGGGAGGUGUGACUAGGGUUCAUAAACAAAGGGAUUUAACUCCUAAAUGGCAGAGGAUUGAGCAGUGAGGCUGCAGGGGCAUGUUCUAUACACCAAAACUGCUUCAUUAAGCUAAAGUUGUUCAGGUGACUAUAGUGUCCCUUUAAUGUAUUUGUUCUGUUGAGUAUAAUAGCUCCCAUCAGGUAUUUUUAUGCAAAUACUGCCUUUUCAGAGUAAAGGCAGUGUUUACAUUGCCCCUAGGGACACCUCCAAGUGGCCACUCCUCAGAUGGCCACUGGAGGGGCUUCCUGGCUCAGGGCUGCACAGUAGGCAGCCCUGCCAUUCAGCGUCCCCACGCUCUGCAUGAGUCGCUGAAUUUUCAAUGCAUCUCUACGAGGAGGUGCUGAUCGGCUAAAAUGGCAUUUGAUGAUGAUGAUUUUGAUGUCACCAAGGGGACGGGGCCAUCACCGGCAGACCUGUGGAGAGCUAAAACCCAUUUUUUGGAAGGGGAUAAGGGGGUGUGGCAAUCCACCAAAAUGGUGGGUUUUCACUAUAGGGUCAGGAAUACAUGUUUGUGUAUUAAUUUUUAAUUUCUGAUUUUAUUUUUUAUUUUUUUUCAUUUCUCACUAUUAAAUGUCCAAUCAUCCAACAUCGGUGCUCACCCUCACAAAUGCUCUUGUGUCUGAAUUGUAAGCAAUUCCUCCUGGCAGAGUUCACCAUCUAGUGGAAAACAUUCCUAGAAAAGUGAAGGCUAUUAAAGCAACAAAGACUGGAUUGACUCAAUUUUACUGCCUGUAUUUUGUAGUGAAGUGGUCUGAGUGCAAUGUUCCAGGUCCCUUAAUCAUGAGCAUGUAAUUAUUGCAGUUUUAAUGAACUGCAAUAAUUAUCUGAUAGGGUUGAUUCCUUGUCUAGUGGACAGCCACCAGAGGGACUUCUAGGCUUUUUUGGAUCGCCUAAAUGAUGCUGUACAUCCUCAUGCUAUGGACUUCCAGCAUCACUGGAAUCUCCAUAGGAAAGCAUUAAAUAAUUGGGGAAAUCCUAAUGUAAGCGGCCAUUGCCGUGCAUGCACAUUAGGUCUCCCCUGCCGGCUGACGUCGGCGUGGGAGGAGCGCGGGUGCCGCCGAAGGACAUUGAUGCUGGACCUAGGUACACAACGGGGGGGAAGCCUUGACAGAGGUAAGCUAUAGUGCCAGGAAAAUUAGUUUCUUUUCCUGGCACUAUAGUUUCCCUUUGAGCAGGUUUUGUUUUUGCCAAUCUACAAUGUAUAUCAAAGUUCAUGGCCCUUGACAAUAUUAAUUACAUUUUAUUUGUGUAAUUGUGUAUUGGGAGGUAACUAUAUCAUUGCUUUACAGGAAUAUUUUUAAUUGAAUCUGUCACAGCUGUGAACAAUUACCUUCCUUCUACUUUUUCAUUUUGUAAUUGAUUAUAAUAAAGCUUCAUUAUUUUGUAAAGCCAUUUGGUUCUUUAGAGUGUAAAGAGAGUUAAUAUGCAGAUGCUUUCAUUCAUUUCCUUGAUCGUAAAAAGGGACACUGUUGGCAGCAUAUACACUUUAGUUUACUGAAGUGGCUAUGGUGCUAUUCGUUUGACAAAAGUGGCCAUUUGAAUUUUUCAGGAAACUUUCUUAUCCCAUUAUGUCUCCAAUUUAUUUCUCUGCAGCUACAUCUGCAAGUAUAGACAGAAGUGCACCGCUUGAAAUUGGUCUUCAGAGAUCCACACAAGGUAUUGUUCAAAAUGCUUUUACAUGCAUUCCUUUACCCAGAAUGGUUUAUCAAUAUUGGUGAUUACACACAAGCAUUGGUGGUGUGAGUGCAAUACUUUUAUACAGUGAAACACAUGAGUACACUAGUAAUAGAAAAAGCCCGUAAGCUUCUUCUCAUGUGCUUUUUUUUUUUUAAUUUUAUUUUUUUAGUAGUUUUAUACAAAGAUGAGCUAUCCGCUUAAAAGCAGAGUGAAUUUGAAAGUUGAUGCAUAGAGCAUUUAAGAAAUAAGAAAUGGUGUAUGCUUGUGGUGUGACUUCACAUGCUGCUUCUUUACUAAGGGGCCAGUAUUGAAUUGAAUGUGUGAUGGCAUAAUUUGUAUUUUUGCAAUCUUUGCAUCAUGUCACAAAUAUGCUUCUGGCAACAUGCCAAAAAAAGAAAAUAACUGUAUUAGAGUGAAUUAAAGAAUUAGAUUUAGAAUUUUUUUUUUCUUCGAAUUUCUGCCAGAUAAGGAUUUCUACACCAUGAUGAAAAGCAAAACAUGUACAGAAAAGGAAAGUCUUGGGGUAAUUUUGUUUAGGGGAUUUGAAAAUUUUAAAUGUUUUUAAUGUUUUGGACUGAACAAAUAUUAGGGUUCAGGGAAUUCCAUAGGGAAUAAUAAAGUCAAAGUAUAUUUCAUAGUACUGUUAAGGUGGUGAAGAAAUAUAGUUUUUAAACUAUGACGCCGUAACAUCUCGGAUGCCAAGGUUUGCUUAGAAGAUUUAAAUGAAGUAUGCAAAAGUUGAAAUGAAUGUUAUGAAUUAUUUGGUUUUGUUUCUAUUAGUUAAACGAGCUGCAGACGAGAUCUCAGCAGAGGUAAAGAAGCCACGGGUUGAGGUAAGUGUUGCACAUUACAAUUUGGGAUAACAAAAUCAAAUGAACCAGUCUUGCGAAUAGUGGUCAAUUUACUUAAAUGUAAUUUUCAGGUAUUGGGCACUGGUUUUUGUUCAAGUAAGGAAUAUCCCUACUAGGGCUGCCUGUUGGUGGAUUGCUGGAUUUAAAAAAAAUAAAAUAAUUUAUUUUAAAGGAACACAAUGUUGUCAGGAAAUCAAACAUGUGUUCCUGACACUUUAGCGUUAAACACACUGUUUAGAUCCUUGCCACCACUCCCCCACACCCCUUCUGUCAGAUCAGUGAAAGGUGUUUAAUGAUCUCAGCCAUGGUGUAAAAGGUCAGUUUAAAGUUGAAAAAUUUGGAAAUUAACUUACUUUCCAAAGCUGGCUGGGAAAGCGGUAAUGGUCUUCUCUAACCCGUAGGGGUCACUGUAGUUAAAACUUGCUAAUGAUAACUCUCAGAUAAGAAGAUAAUGCAGCUGUAAAGUUAAAGAUAAAUAUGUAGCAACAAUAGGGAUCUAACAAUAUGGGCCACACUUGUAUUAAUACAGCAGAGUCUCUGAAAAAAGAGCAUAGGUUUGUGAAUCAAAAAUGAAGUAUUUAAAUAAGGCAGGGAGACUUAAAAAGGCUGUUACUUAAUCUUACUAAACUCAAUGAAUUGCUACCUUAUCACUGAAUAUUUGCCAGCCAGUCUACAUCUUAGAAUAGAAAAAAAAUAGUACAAAAACAAAAGUAGAAAUGAAAAGUAGUUAAAUCAGUCAUUGGUCAAGUAAAGUGCAACAGCAUGCAACGAGUGUUUCACCCAUUGCUUCGGGAUCAUAAAGAGUUUAUAACAUGCUUAUCAUUGUGAAUCUCCCUUAUAAUAUUGUAUGUUUCAAAGCAGUGCUACUAAUGCAAUAUGUCCUAACAGGAUGAGGAACGUGUCCGUCUCGACAAGGAGCGUUUGGCUGCAAGGCUGGAAGGCCAUAAAGAAGGCAUUGUGCAGACAGAACAAAUUCGGUAAACUAACUUUUGCACUGCUUAUUUUUUCUUUGCCAUGAAAUAACACACAUUAAAUGGACUGCCAUUGUAUUAUUAAUAUAAUGGUUUCUCAACAACCUGCAGAUUUACAAAUAUAUAAAAAUAUGUAAUAAAUUCUUCAACAGUUGCUUGUGUCUUGGUUUAACAGUUGGCAUGUUGAUUAUUUCUCCCAUUGCCUCCUUUUAUAUUACACUAUAGAAUAAAUAGCCCCCCUCAUCAAACUAGCUUUAAGGCCUUUUAAAAUGUUUUAAAACUCUUAACUCAAGUAAAAAGUAUUUACCUAAACAUAAAUGUUAUGUAGGUAAACCUGCCAUUAUUUACAGAGAACCCUUUUUUUUUGUCAGCUACAUUUUACUAAUGUAAUAACUUUUGAGUUUUAACUCGCACUACCUCUGCUGUUCUCAACGAAAAAUCAUCUGAUACGGAUCAUAUCAAAAUUAAGAAAGUAACGGCAUUCAGCCAAAAACAUUUAGAAUGUCUUAUGGUUGUGCAGUUGGUGAAAAUGCCUAGGUAUUUGUAACCUAGUCCUCCAGAAUUUGAAGACUUUUAAUACAUUGUUAUGAACAUUGUUACAUUAUAUUUUCAAUAAAAUACGCUGUUUUUUUUCCAGAUCACUGUCAGAAGCAAUGUCUGUCGAGAAAAUUGCUGCGAUCAAAGCAAAGAUCAUGGCAAAGAAAAGGGGUACGAUCAAAACCGAUCUGGAUGACGACAUUACUGCAUUAAAACAGAGAAGCUUUGUAGAUGCUGAAGUUGAUGUCACAAGGAGCAUUGUCAGCAGAGAGAGAGUAUGGAGAACAAGAACAACUAUUUUACAGAGUACAGGCAAAGUGCGUGCUAUUUUUUUUUUGUGUGCUUUUUUCCCCCUCUUCUAUAUAUUUAACUUGCCGAUUUUAGUUUUCAAAUUUGGCUUUUUUGACUUACAAUUUGAAAUUCCCUGGUCAGUUUACAAUAAUUCACAGUUUAGUUAAUAGCCCUUUACGUUUCUACACUUUGACGCCUGCUCCUCUUUGCUUGUGGAAUAUUUCUCCAAAAGUAACUGAUGAAGUAACUCCAUUUGAGAUUCACUUGCAUUUCCUUUUUACUGUUCGUUACAGUAAUUACACUUCACGUCUGUAGCUCUUGGACAAAAGAUGUGAUGAUAAAUUUAAAGUUGUCUGCCAUGAUAGGUAUUUCGUCAUUCAUCAUUCUUUUUAUGGAAGAUAGACACUCUUCUGGAUUGAAAUGUGUGCCUUAUAGUUGUCUUGAAUCAUUUCCAAAAGUGAUGCAAGACAACUGCACCUUGCAUGCAACCAGACACACUUUGUCAACUUCAGGUUUGUCCUAAAGUGACUGUUAUGCCCAAAACAACUUAUGCUUAUUAUAUUCUGUCUCUGCAUUGUGCUAGCAGUUUUGCUACAGAUGUAUAGAUUGAGAGGAAAAAAACUAUUUAACCCUUGUGAAAAUAAAACUUAAAACAAUUGUUAUCCCCUCCUACUCAUCCCUUAUAUGCUGCCAUUCCCAAAGUUACUUCAGUUCUUUCUUGUCCAGCCGCAGGACGGACAGGCAACCUUUGUUGUUUUUUUUUUUACUAGGUUGAUAAGGCAUCACAAAAGUUAUUGUUGCAUGAGGGAGGCAAUCUAAUAGAUCCCUUUGCAUCAGGCUGCAGGACAUGUUCUUUAAACCUUGCGGGAUUACAGAGUGUUGUUUCUGGUUUUUUGUUUUUUUUGGCCUGUAGCAAGUGCGCUAUUCAAGCUCCAGAUUGAUGCAAGAAAAUGUUGUGCUUCCAAUGUUCUGUUAGAAAACUGCAUCCAAAGCAGUAGGAGAUGCAGUCUUUUCUAACCUGGUUUCAAUAUAAUCUGACAUCUGAAACGGUUAGUCAGUGGAAACAAUCCAGAUAGUCUGUCCGGCACAGAUCGAGAUAAAAGUCCUCUUCUCAUUCUGACUUUUCUGGCGAUUGCUCACCCUCCUCUGUAUAUGAUCCAGCCAAGACUCAAGUAUGGAUUCAGGUUUUCCAACAGAAGAGCUAAAUAAGUUCAUCCAACGGGUUGCAGCUAUUUUGCAGGAAGGUGAAACUUCUAAGAGAAAAGGGAAAGGUUUUUCUAUACGUCCUAAACUUCUGUUAUUAGUUCAGCGACACUGGAAAAACACUGAGGAAAGGGCAUUUAUUUCCAGGCAUUUAAAACAUAUAUUCAAACUGUGAGAUGAGGAGAAUUGGGAACAUUCAGGUGGCUCAACUGUUGAAUAAGACCAUGCAAUGCAUGGAAAUAACAAAUUAAUCCACAGAUUUGGAGCACAAGAGCAGACUGGUACAGCAUUCAGUUUUUGCAAAGACCUGCACCAAAAUUUUUGGUUUCUUCAUACCCAUUUCAGUUUAAAACAGAAGUGCUUUUAUCAGAAUCCCAGAUCCUUUUAGGAUAGGAUCUAAAAGAUCCAAAUGCAAAACAGGAGUUCCAAGGGGUAUACUCAAGACAUUUUUUCCCCCCCCCUCCUAUACUGGAUAUAGAGACAUUGACUUAGCAUACAAUAACAAAGGUUUUGUAUAGAGACCAUUCUUUGUCACCUCCACGUUACAAAAAGUAGACUACAUGAUAACGAACUCAUGACGGUUACCUCAAGAUAAGAUUUGCAACCAAGUAGGGGGAGGAAGAUCCUGCUUUUCCGAUUUAGGGCCUAUCUUUUGGCCUGGUUUUAGCGCAGAGGAUUUUAACAAAUAUUCUGAUUCCAUUGGCUGCCGCUCUAAGAAAAGUGUUUCCAUCGUCCCGUAUCUAAACUAUUGGUUCCUCAAAACUAAGAGUCAAUUACCGAUCAACAUUCAAACCACAAUACAUUUACUACAUAAGCAUGGUUGGAUAGUCAACUGGGAGAAUGCUCAACUUUCUCCUACUACAAAGAUUCAGUUCCUGGGUCUUUUAUUUGAUUCUGCAUCACUUUCACUGUAUCUGCCUGCACAGAAGAUGAAGAUAAUCAAGAAAGAAAUUUUAUUCUAUCUUCAGACAUAGCCAACAUGUUCUGUCAGAAGGGCUAUGAGUACUCUGGGUGUUAUCACUUCCUCUAUUCUGGCAGUAUAGUGGGCAAAAGCAGAAUUGAGACCUCCUAAAUGGUUUAUUUUGAGGAAUUGGUCAAAAAGAUCUAGGUGCAGAAUUCAGUCUCGCCACAAAAGUGUAACCAGCUAAAAUUGUGGAGAGACUCAAAGUUUGUCCUUCGUAUUCUCUUUCCAAUCAAGGGAAUGGUUCACUAUUCCAAAAGAUGCCUAAAAGUUUGGCUGGAGCGCGCAUUUUUAUACAUUUGGUCUGCGGUAGAGAACUGCUUAAUCAUCUAUGGAAUUAAAACAGAUGUCCCUAGCAUCUUAGAAACUACCAACCUUAGACAUUCUUGUACAACAGGACAUCCAAAAUGGCAUGGCUACUGCAAGGCUGACUCAUAAAAAAUGAAGGGGUUCAGGAACAUAUGAUGGACCUUCUUCUUAAUACAACUAGAUCUACAUCCAAGAUUUAUGAGCAUAUGGAAGAGAAAUUCUCAUCUGGUGUAGGGAUCGUGACUGCCUGAAUGUCAUUCCUGCUUUUAAAACCAUUUUCUGCAAGGUGGUUUGACUGCUGGCCUUCCGCCAUUUAUUAAUUCAGGACUUUGCCUCCAAAGUACUUAUUAGUAAAUUCUAAAGCGGCCAUACUCAGACGGCCUCCAUGCAAGUACUUGUUUCAUACUUGGGAUUGAUCACUUGUGCUCAGAGCUCUGUGUAAGUCUCCUUUUGAAUGUUUUGAAGAGUUUCUUUUAAACUGUUAUAAAAACUGCUUUUUUGGUGGCAAUUACAUCUGACAUGAGUAGAUGAGAUUAAAGUGCUUCCCUUUGUAGAGGAAAUGUGACUAAAUCUCUAUUUUACAUUGAAAACAUUGUAACUUUGUGUAAUAUGAUGUAUUCAGUGUAUAUGAGGACAAUUUAAGGUAUUUAAAUUUUUUUAUUUUUUAGCAGGUUCAUUCUAAAACAAAGUAAUCUUUACUUUGUCUUAUGGAAUCUUUGGAGUUUUACUGAAAUUCCAGUGCAGUCAGCAUUUGUAUUUCAUAAAAAGUAUCCCUGUAUGUUGUUUCACAAGUGACAGAUCCACUUUAGUGAAUGUAAUAAUAUAAGCCAACCUGUAGAUGGCAGACUUGUACUUCAAAUGUCCCAUUUUGAUUUAUUUUUGUAUGUUUGCCAUUCAUCCGUAACAUGACGCGUCUUUAUAGCUAAUAUAUCAGCUCCAUUAUCUAUUUUAUGUUGCAUGCGUAUCGAUCUGCGGAUCUUGCCUUUUAUUUGAAGUUACUAUUAAAGCCCUUAAAUUUAAAGGCAACAUGUAUUGGGGAGUAUGAGUUUGCAACAAAUUUAAAUUAAGUGUUUUCAUUGUAAUUUGUUAACAUGCACAGUGUCUGAUAUUUUUACAUCAAAACAUAUCUGUUGUAAUGGGAAAUUCUUUUUCUCUUUUCUAGAAUUUUGCAAAGAAUAUAUUUGCAAUUCUUCAGUCCGUAAAAGCAAGAGAAGAGGGCCGUGCUCCAGAGCAAAGACCAACUCAGACAGCAGCAGCAUCCGUAAGCAUAUCAGUGUUGAAUACUGGGCAUUAGCCUUUUGCCUAAAACAGAUACCAUAAAGCAUUCAAUAUAUCAUGAACGGUAUUGUAGAAAACAGUGAGGUUUUCUUAAUAGCAGAUGUCCCAUAAAAUUUUUGUUGGUUUAGAUUGUUAUUGAUACACGUAUCAUGUGCAUUUUAGAAUUGGUUGUGUAGAUUACCUUUGUAAAGAAACACACCUACAAGUUUAUUCAGUAGUUUUCAAACUGUACUGAAUUCAAAUAUUUUGUUUGUGAUACACAGCUGUAUAGUUCUUUGAUAAAGCCUAAUGCAGACAUAGGCAACCUUCGGAACUCCAGAUGUUUUGUACUACACCUACCAUGAUGCUUUGCCAUCAUUAAGGUUGUAAGAGCAUUGUGGAAGAUGUAGUCCACAACAUCUGGAGUGCCGGAGGUUGCCUUUGACUGGCCUAAUGUAAAGGGCAGUGGUGUCUAGAAUUUUAUGACAACCAGGAUCAUUGCCUCUUAAACUGCUAAGAUUGUGGAUUUCCCAGGAAUACAGUUGAGGUGAAUUUCUGAUAAAAAAUUUUUUUUCUUUUUCUAUAUGCAUAGUCCUAAUGGACUGGAAAAUGCAGGUUUUAGGACACACAUUAAUAUAUAGUAUAUUCUGUUUUGCAGGACCCAACAUUAAGGACCAAGCAGCCUGUCCCAGCUGCCUACAAUAGGUACGAUCAGGAAAGAUUUAAAGGCAAAGAAGGUGAGUAUUCUCUGUGUAUAUGUUAAAUGUAAGGCAUGUUUGUUUUAAUGGAAACAUCCACAAAGAGACACUCCAGUGUUGUGUAGUAGUUAUAGUGCCCUGGUGUCCCCCCUCUCCACCAUGUAAGUAGUCAAAGUUUUAAAUGGUGUCUCCUUACCUGAAGUCUACCUGAAGCAGUUGCCUGUUCAUUUCUUGAAUUAAAGGACCACUAUAGGCACCCAGACCACUUCAGCUUAAUGAAGUAGUCUGGGUGCCAGGUCCAUCUAGGAUUAACCCUGCCUGCUGUAAACUGCCAUGUUUACCUAUGGGUUAAUACAGCCUCUAGUGGCUGUCUCAUUGACAGCCGCUAGAGGCGCUUCUCACUGUGAUUUUUCACAGUGAGAAGACGCCAGUGUCAUGGGAAAGCAUUGAGAAUGAUUUCCUAUGGACUGGCUGAAUGCGCGCGCGGCUCCUGCCGUGCAUGCACAUUCAGCCGAUGACCGCUAUAUGGAGGAGAGGAGGAGGACAGUUCCCCGCCCAGCGCUGGGGGGGGAAAAGGUAAAUUUAACCCCUUCCACCCCCUAGAGCCUGGCAGGAGGGGGGCCCUGAGGGGGGUGGGGGGGGGGGCGUGGGGGACAUAGAGACCCUAUAGAGCCAGGAAAAAGAGUGUUUUCCUGGCACUAUAGUGGUCCUUUAAGCCAUGGAUCGCCAGGGAGAGAGCUUGUGCCUCUCUGAGGGCAGGGUACAACACCCAGCAAACUCCAAAUAAGAGGUUGAACUAUUCUAAAACAUUGGGUGGAGGAGUGGCACCUGGACACUCAUAGCUUCGUAACGACUACAGCAAAAUGUAGUUAUGGUAAUUGCAUAGUUCAUUUAUGCUAAGGAAUAUCAUCUUGCUGUCUCUUGAAAAUUCUGUGCUUGGUGUUUACAAGUGUUUAGGGAAAGAAGAGAAUCUGAGCAGUACCUGCACUAAAAUGAAGGAGCUGAAGACUGCAAUUCACUUGGAGGUCACUGUAGUUACAAAUAAUUGGUUAAAUGUUUUGCAUUGUGCCCCUGUUUUUAGGUGGGGUGGUUUAAAUUAAAUUAAAUUAAAUUAAAACUGCUGGGAUAAUAUUUGCGUAAACCUUUGUACCUUACUGCUAACAAUGUUGCCUUAUAAAAAUGACUUGAUAAUGAAAGUGAGUCAAGUUGAAUUAGCAGCUGAAUAACUCUGCUUUGAUUUGGUAACUAAAUUGAUACCGGGGGAGAGUAUGCAUACUUGUGCACUACCCCAUUGCCUAGCACACAUUCCCAGCAUUACAUUCAUGCAGGAAGCUUCACAACCCAGGAACAAAACAUGGUUCAGUAAAUCUCUUUAUCUUUCACGUUAAAAGUUGGAUUUCUCAGUCCAAUUUGUGAUAUGCAGAUGAUGCACAACAGUAAUUUUUCUAUCUGCGUCAACUAGUGAGGAGUUGAUAAUUUAAUCUCCCCACAAAUUAUUUUGAAUCUGUCUAGAUUUCUCAGAUUUUAUGUUGACAUUGAUAACUGACAGUUGGAAUAACAUUUAUUACAAAUGCUUGGAUGAAUUAAUGUUUUUUUUUUUUGGGACCGCUUUUAAUUUGAAUUUUUCCAAUGCUACUGUAACUUUUUAAAAUACAGAUAUAGCUGUAUAUGAAUACGAUUUGUUUUAUUAAGCUUGCAAAUCAUGCUUGGAAAAAAUUAGUAACCUACAUGGUACUGUUUUUUUUACAAUUUUUUUUUUUUUAAUUUUUUUUUCAGAAACGGAAGGAUUUAAAAUUGACACUAUGGGAACGUACCACGGCAUGACUUUGAAGUCUGUGACUGUAAGUUUUGUGGCCUUGCAAUGUUCUGUUCUUUGUUAAAGGAGCAACCUAAAGUUAAAUAAUACAGUUUGGUCCAGAAGUACGUCUGUGACACAAUACUAAAGGCAUUACAACAACUUAAGCUUUGGUGUAUAGAUCGUGCACUUGAACCCUCACUGCUCAAUUUUGUUAUUUAGGAGUUAAACUGGUUAUAUCACCUCUAACUUACAUUGUCUCCUUCCACUUUCAGUAUUUAUUCUUCUUUUCUAAUCUAUUCUCUUUAAACCAUUAGACAAAGUAAGAGCUACUUUGACUUAUGAUUUUUUUCCUCCACUUGGUAAAGGGUUAAGCUUAAGGUAUGCUUUACCUCUUUUGUUAAGCUGAAAAAGCUGAAGCUUGUCUUAAAUUCCAAACUAAUGUCUCAUUUAUCAAGCAGGAUAAAAUACUUAAGACAGUACCCACCUACUUUUGUUAUUUAAAAAAAAAAAAAAGUAAAAUAGAUCAGAAAUUUAGAAAAGAGCAGAUUCUAAAAGAGGAUGAGAAGACCAAGCAAUAGGAGAAAGAUAAGUUUGAGGACAGAGCCACUUUACAUUUGUUUUGUCGCACAGCCUGCUUGGUAAUAUUUUUAGUCAGAUCUUAACUUACUUUGGAAGUUUUUAACCUCCUGCUCUGUUAAUUUAUCUUUAAUCACACACAAGAAUUCUGUAUCUUCUCUCUAGUAAUGCUAGACCUUUACUGCAGCUAUUUCAAUUUGUAUUUUUAAUAUCCUCAAUUUAAAGUUGACAGUCUGCACUUUAAAAAUUUAGCGUUGGCAAUAUAUAUUUAAUACGGGUUUAGAGUCACUUUAACAUUAGUUUACACAGCUAUGAAAAUGAUCUGUAAUAUAGUCUUCUCUCAGCAGUUACUUUGCCUCCAAUACCAUGGCUGCAUUGGGGUAUAAGGUGUAUGCCUGUCAACAUGAUGAAUUAAACCAUCACAAUGUAGGCACAUUUUAUUUUAUUUUUCUUGCAGAACUUGCAUGUGUGGCAGACAUUGGAUCUUCCCACUACUUUUGUUCUAACUAUUGUUGUAAUAGUUCAUAUGCAACUUUUGUGUCUUGUAUUUGUGGAUCUCUGGCACUAAUAGUUACUUGAUUACUUGUAAUUUGUCCAUAAGAUUUGAAAUAAUAGCAGGCCCAGAGGACAAUUUGAGUGUGUCGCAGGUAACCUAUGUUUCUACUUUUCAGCAUAUAUGUGCCCACUUUUUGUAAAUACUGUGGUAAUUUUAUGGAGCAAGAUGCCAUUUAUGGUUGGAAUGUAAGCUGUUGUAAAGCUCAUGCUUUGUGUUUGUGCAAUAUCCUCUUAUGACCAUGAGAUGGCAAUAGAAAUCAAUUUUUCAGUAAAAUGUGCUAACUUGUUUAAAAUAUAACCCAGGUUUUCAGUAUGUAUAGUUGAUCUUACAGAGCACUAUCUAUAUAUUAGAGAUUUAGUGGAGGGGUUUUAAAUAGCUCAUUAGUCUUGAUAUGCAUAUGUUGGUAAUGCUUUCAUACAAAUUAAAUCAAAAGCCAGGAACCGUUCAAAUACAUGUAAGAGUCUUUGUUAGAUUAUUCUCAUCAUUACCAUUGUUUAAUAGACCCGAGGUAGGCAACCUUUGGCACUCCAGGUAUUGUGGACUACAUCUUCCCUGAUGCUCUGCCAGCAUUGUCAGUAGAUAUAGUCCAUAACAUCUGAAGUACUGGAGGUUGCCUACAGCUGCUUUAGACCAAUGGGUACAUUUGUCACACCUACCACUAAGAUGGCCCCGGCUGUGCGUUGGGCAUGUAUUUGGUGCUUCUAUAUGUGUGACUUCUCUCUUCGAGCAUCAUCACGUGGGCACAGGUGAAUCUGACUGUAGUUUCCAUAAUCAAUCCUUAAAUCUUCCCAGUCAUCUGAAACUUCUUAUGAGCACAAUUAAUCAAGCCUUAAAUGUUAGACCAGAAAUUUUUACCUGACGCACAGGAUUCCAGAAUGGAUUAGUAGACCAUAAGCAGAUAAUCUUAUUCAGACUCAAAGAAUGAAGGAAUAUGGUUUAUUUUCUAGAUAUGAUCAUGUCAUCUGAGUGUGUUGUAGUUUCCAUGGGAAACUAAUGACCUUCUUUUGACAGCCUCUAUAAUUGUCUGUCUGUAUCCCGAAGGCAUCUUAAAAAUGUGAAAGGCAGUCAUUAGCAAUUUGAAGGAUCGGGGCGCUUGAUUUAAUGAUCAAACUAGUUGCAAUUACUCUUUAAUUCUGGUUCUAGGUACAAAAUGAUGGGUGGCUCAUGAUAUCUUAUAUGCCUGGAUUGAUUUCUAUAGUUCUUUUAAGCAGUUGUUUAAAAAAUAUCCCUUUUGUUUUGUUAGCACAAUGAGUUUAUUUUUUAUUUUUUCUGGUUUUGUUUAGAGAUGUGUAUUAGUACUUGAGUGCUACUUUUCAUAAAUUGCCUGGGCUUUUGGAAGUUAUGCACAGGCUAAUACUGUGGCUCUAACAAACCUUUGUUAAACACUUUUUCUAUAUGUCUGACUGUUGUGAAUUACAAUUUGAACAGAACUGUCAGGAGUGCUAGCGGUGCUUUUAGUACCUCACUUUUAUUAUUAUUAUACCUACGUCUGAUGCUUGCCUUAAAGACUUCUCUAGGGCUGCACCAUAUCUAUGGAACACCCUUCCCAUCUCUUAGACUUUCACCCAGUCUCCACUCUUGAAAAAGAUCUUUGUAAACUUCUUCAGGUAAGCAUAUCAACUAAACUGUAAACCGUUUUCCCUCCCCACACCCCGAUUCCUCUCCUGCAACUCUCCUCCAAACAAAACCAUAAGCCCUUAGUGAAUACUAUCCUAACAAGCUACUUUUCUACCCUACCCUUACUUUUUGUGUCACUAUACCCCACUCCCUCUAGCAUGUAAGCUCAUUGAGCAGGGCCCUCAACUCGUCUGGCUACAAAUAAGUGUCUGUUAGUCCACCUAUUGUACAGCACUGUGGAAUUUGUUGUCCCUUAAUAAAUAUAAGCAUGACUGCAGUUAAAAUGGAUAAUUGUGAGUGACAUGGUCAGUCCUCUUUGACAAUUUCUAAACAAUGUAUCUAUAUAUGUUCCAACAUACCUAAUUGGCAAUCUUUAUUGGGCCUUCUUUCUGGGCAGUCAUUAUUCACAUUGUAGUUAAAAAGAAAAACAAAAAAACGCACAUCUACUACCUAUAUUCUCAUUGAUAAUUGUCUGACUAGACAACAUCUGAUGGCCUAGUCAGUCACACUGUGGCUUAUGUCAUUUUCAUUUUUUUACCUGCUACUUAGCUCCCUUUAUUUCUCCAGUCCUUUUUAUUUAUUUAUUUAUUUAUUCCAUUUAUUUUUUAUUUUUUGUAGUAGUCAGUUUGAAAGCCAAUAGAUACACUUUCUUUAGAAAAAUUCAGUUUUUGAAGACCUUUUAACUUGGCAUCAUGCACAGCCUAAUGAUGCCAAACACACAGUCCUACGAAGAAAGAAUUCAUGGUUAGUAUCCAUGAUUGCACAUGAUUAACUUCUUAUUUGCAAGAGCACCUGUCAAGGUACCACUUUUGUCAACAAUUUGAAACACUUGUCAUCCAAUCUCUUUUCUGUCUAAUAAAGCCUUUGUUGUGUCAGAUUUCUUUCAGUGAAUGCAUUUAAUAGAUAAUCAUUGCUUACAUUAAAGUAGAUAUUGUAAGUAAUUUGUAUAACAAGCAGGCACCCCAUUGACCCAUUUAAUGUGACCCCACAUUUUCAUGCUAUAUAAAUUUUAUUUUGUUUUUAAUUUGCUUAAUUUGUCAUAAAGGCAGUUUUAAUGUGCAUGAAAUUAUGUAAAAGUAUGACUCAACAAUACCCACAUAUAUUAAUCCUAUAGGUGUCAUUUAUUUUUAAUAUAUGUAUUUUUAAAGGAACAUUAGCACCAAAAUCACUUCAUCUUAAAGAGAUAUGUACUCUAACCAUUUAAUCUCAGUGCACUGGCUAUAAUUCCUGGAGUUCCCUGGCACAGUCCCACUGUUAAGUGUUAAACUAUAUUUGAGAAUUUUAACACUGAAUGAAGGUCUCUGCAGCUUCCUAUAGUCCCAGCCCCACUGGAGGCAUGGCUGAGGCAGAUAAUAUACACUUCCUUGUAGCUGUACCGAUUCAUACCUGCAAUGGCCCUGUAAUAGACUGAAAGCGGUCAGCUGAUGUCAAUCACACCCCCAUUAUUGCUCAGGCUAAAGCUUCAUUAGCCAAAGAUAAUUUUUGCAUUAAAACAUUUACAACUGACAGUACCAGGUGACUCUAGACACUAUAAUCACUUCAAUGAGAUGAUCAAGAUACUGUAGACACCAUAACUUCGUCUUGUGCCCCAUCAGCCUUGCAAAUGAAAGCAGUGCCACUUGUGCGAAAUCUGCACAGUUUACAUUUUGCAGAGCUGACACCUAUAUGUAGUUGUCAGACUCAAUUAGAUCCAAUUAUUGCAUAUAUUUGAUGUCCAGCAACAGUCUUCAAACACUGUGAGAAAGUGUCCAGUAAUCAAAAAUCGUUUAAAGGUGCUCUGCAAACAGUGUUUCAUCUAAUUAAAUUAAUUAUAAUGCCUAAAGUCUGCUGGCACUUUCAAACUAUCUUGGUGCAGAGAUUACACAAUUCCUUCUAGCCACAUUUCUCUAGUAGUCAAUAGAUAGGAUUAAUUUAAGUUUAUCCAAUGCAUCCAUAUUUGCUUUUACAUUCAAAUAUUUUAAAUAGUUUCAGAUGUUAUAAAACUUGCAUUAUAUAUUUUUUUAACAUAUAUAUAUUUUUUAAACAUGUAUAUAUCGCCAACCUAUUCCUCAGUGCUUUACAAUUUGAGAAAGUGGAUAGAAGACUAAAUAUGAAAAACUAUUACAAAUGUCUAGAACAAGAGGUUAAUAAGGACCCUUCUCGUACUCUUAUCACCAUAUAAAUGCAUUGUCUUGCCACCUCUCUCCAAUGCCUCGCUUUCUCAAAUACAUAAAUCCAAUAUUUAGGGGUAUGCAGUUAUUUGUCCUGUGUAUGCUACAAAUACUUUGAAAUUGUUUUAGAAAAUAAGCAAAUACAAAGACAUAUGAACCCACAUAACACUAUUUAUCUACCCCUGGUAAUAAAGGGAUUUAAAGGGGGCCAUUUACACUGACCACAAUUGUUAAUUUUACCCAUGACCCAGGGAUUUAUUUGCUCACAACUACGAUUUCCCAUGUUUAUAUCUGUUCAAUUGCUAAAUCCAUAAUAUUCUAGUCUCUUUAGAAAGUUUCUCUUGUCAGAUCCAGAAGAUAAAAAUGGUUUAUAGUGUCUCUAGAAAGAGCUGUCUGUGAAACUAGGACUGAAUUUGCAUCUCAUGACAUAUGACACCAAUCUGUUGGCAGACACAUUCAAAUUACUCUUUAUUUUGCCUUUAUUGUGGACAGUGUAAUACAAAGGAGUUGGGUAUUUUUUUUUUUUUUUCUCUCAGUAAAAAUACUCCAUCUAUACAAAGUUAUUUUACGCACAUUGUUUGUCUUUGAUGGACUUUAAUUAAUAGACAUGUUAAGUUGCAAAUUAAAAUGUGGCAAUGUUCAACUGGAUACGAAGCCUAAUUUACAGUUCCUUCCCCUGAAAAAGGUAUUAAUGCAUUUACUUAGCAUGUUUGUGGAAAUUUGACCAGUUGACUUUAAUUUUAUUUUUUAUUAGCACAUGAAAUAGCAGGUGUAUCAUCAAAGUGUGCAUGCUUCCUAUUGCACAGAUUAAACACAUUUGUAUGCAUUUUUUUGUUUUAUAACUUUUUCUUCCUUUUGCUCUUGUAAUUUGUCAGUCUUUUUUUCUUAUGCUUUUUGAAAAUAAAAAAAUAUUUUUUUUCAACCCUAUUUUCAGAAAAUACAUAAACUGUCGAUCUUUUUUUUUUUUUUUUAACUUCACAGCACAUGCUUUCAUAUUUUUCUUUAACAUAUCGAUUCUUUUAGUGCAUUUUACGAUGCCGGUAACGGCUAGCCUUUUCCUUUGCUGCAUUUGCACAGGCAUUGUGCUUAUUUUGUUGCAAGUGAUUCCAAUAUUUGAUCAGCUCACUGGGCUGGAACUGAUGGGAGGUAAUUAGGUGGCUAUAUUUACAGCUUGAAUAGGAAACUCUCCAGUGAUUAAAUACAAACUCAUUGGGCGGAGGCACGGGAUCAAUACGCAACUUGGCGAGACAAAUUCCGACAUAAACAUCCUCUAGGUGCAGUCGUCUGAUACUUAAGGAGACCUUAAAUAUCUUUUCUGCCAGGUUCCCAGAGAACACAUAGCCAGUCCCAGAACAAAACACUGGAUACCGCUCACUUGGGUACAAAUCCGGCGGCAUGUACCAUUUACUGUCUUUGUUCCGAUUUGGCGCAUACCCUCUCAUUAAAUACCCUGUAAAGUAAUUGGUUCUUGGAGGAAGGUCUGGCUUCAGUAACUUGUGUAUUAAAUAUUCAGUAUUAACAAACAUGUCACUGUCUGUCUUCAUGACAUAGCGAACGUUUGAACAAUAUGUGGCCACCCAGUUCAUUCCCAUGAGUGUUUUAAUGGUCAGAUUGUAGUAAGUAUCUAAAUAUUCCUGUUGAAUGAUGUCAUGAUACUGUUGACUUUCGUCCAUGAUGGCCUGUUCGAUUAAUCCAUUUAACUUGACAUUUAAACCCAAGAGGAAGAGUCUCACAAUUUGGAUUCCUGGUACAAGACUUUCAUUACCCCAGGUCUGUCUUAUGGCUUGACGAGCCUCAAUCUGUCUUGGUUCUGCAGCUAUGAGUAGUAUAAGAAAUGGACUUUUGUCCUGACAUUUCUCAGGCUCAUUGAUUACAUAUUUAUAGUGGUACACAUUUUGAUGGCCAUUGCCCUUUUCACUGUAUAUGCUCCCGUUGGUACUCAGCGUGUUUUCCAAUCCUGUCACGCCUUGUUGUAGAGAUUCUGUGUUACUUGCAUUGGAUGCUGUAUGAGGGUUCAGUGUUUGAGGGAUAGUGUCUUUCCAUAUAUUUCUCAAUGAACUAUUGUUUUCACUUUUAGUAGUUUUGAAUCCACGGAUUAUAUGGGUAACUGGAUUCUCUUUAAGUCCAAUUCUGCCAGGGAACGAGUUAUGAUGGUUAAAAAACAGGAAUGUAGCAAAGAGAAACACAAGUGAUAGGAGGCCAGUGAGAUGCGUACGGAAGAGGGAUCUCUUGCUGUUCCAGGACAUUUUAGCAAAGCAGCAAUGACGUCUCCUCCACUGAAGCAUGCUUUUGGGCCGCAGAUGCAGUGUACUGCAUCUGCCCAAACUUCAGUUGUUUUUAUCCUGCCAACAAAAUGUAGCAAUUGCUAUUCUUUGUUUGUCUUCAUUCUUCAAUUGCUGAUGGACACUUCUCUAAAGGAAGAUCUGCUGAGAUAAACAGAUGAAAGUUACUAUACCCAAAAGACAACUGUGCUUGUAAUACAGCUAUCAACCGUUAUUUCUUUAUAAGGAAGGAAGGGCUAUUUUGCUUAUUUAUUUUUAGAACACUAUCAUGAAGAUAUGGUGUGCAAUACAAUAGUUGUUUUGCUAUUCUAUAUUUUUUUUUUUUUUUUUUUAUGCCUAUUGUACCAGGCUGCUUGUGAAGACUUGAUUGCAUUCUCUAUGGAGGAAAAAAUCUAUUAUACUUCGACAUGGUUUUAUUUAUUACUGGUAUUUAUAAAACGCCAAACAUAUAUUCUGCAGCGCUGUACAAUUGGGGGAAAAAGACAAUACAAUAGAAACAGACCCAUACAACAGAUAGAGGGCCCUGCCCGUCAGCUUACAUUUUUUUUUUAAUUGCCUUUCAUUAAUGAGUUAUGCGUUUUUUGUUUUUUUUUAACCUUUUAGAUAAGAUGUGUACAGUAUGUUGAACAGUUUUGUUCAUGGGUUUUCUUGCCUAUCCAAUGUUUUAUCCUUAAUGUUUUAGUUACAUUACACGUUGUCACUUUAAUGCAAAGUUUAAUACAGGUGCUGAUUUAUGUAAUGAAGCAAGCCCCUUGUAAAUAGUUUGCCAGGAUUGUUUUGCUUUGGGAAAAGAAAACUUCUGAAAGUUUGAUCAGAGCCAUGCUUUGUUAGUCACAGUACAAUGCCUUCCAUGUUUUUACUGGCGAAUGCAAUAUUGGAAAAGUCAAUGAGAAGAUGUGAUUGUCAAAACACAUUUUCAGGGUUCAGUUACUUCCCUGCUGAGUCUGCUCACAGUUAUACACUUUUGGAAUUUAAAGGAAUUUAUCACUUGAUGCCUAAACAAAUGCCUGUAGCGGCAUUCAUUUAAAAAAUUAGUUCUGCAAAUAGCAAGAUAUUUGAAUGCUUGAUCAAGCAUUUCUCUUGGUUGAAGGAGCAACAACGACACAGUUGACGCCUAUUAACGUUUAUUUCCUCUAGAGGGAGCCAGCACUCCAUUUUUAUUUUUUGUAAAAAAAAAUUCUGUUACAGGGCACUUGUUACAAAACUGUUUUCAACAUAGAUGCUGUUAACUACUCUUUAAAAGAACAACUUACAGUAUCCAAUUUUUUUUUUUUUUAACCUUUCUUUUUUUUUAAUGAUUGUACAUGCACUGCAAAUGGUUUUGGUAGUUAAUAAAAUGAAUAAUCUCAAUGAAGCUGUAUGUGAUAAGACUGCAAUACGCAUAUUAAUUACAGAUUUGUAAAUUUUAACCCACGAUUACUCCAGAGCUGGUCAACUUACAUUUGCUUUUCAAUGACUGAAAAAUAUGAGAAAUUUAGUUUUUCUAAAUCUGGGAUGUAAAGGUCAGCCAGUGCUAGCCUAGCCUAGCCUGUCUCAACAAAUUUUGAUGGCAUUAGGUUUCUUGGAGUAGAAUAGCUCCUUUCACUCUGUUCAGAAGUUUAUUAUGCAGCACUGUGUUCUUUCAAAACAAAGAGUAUCUGAUUUAACUGUAUUUUGAUACAGAUACAAAUUUUCAUUUAUUUAUUUUUUUAAACAAAAGGUAUGGAUCGUGAUAAGCAACACAUUCCUUGCACUUCUUUCCCUUUGAGUAUUGAUUGUGGAUUACAUUGGCACACCAAAGGCUUCCCAAGCAUCAUGGGAAAAUGUUAGCAAACUUUCUUGGGGGGCCAGGAUUACGGUUGCUGUCCUAGAAAUAUUACACUUUAGGGGUCUGAUUAAAUGCUCAAAUGAUGGUCUCCUAAAUCUUGUAACUUUGCAUUGUUCUGUUUACUAUUUUAAAAGCUGCAGUUUGCUUUCCACGGGGCUAUUUUAAAUGCACUGAAGUAGCUGCUUUCUCAGAAAUAUGACUAGUGAAAUGCAAUUUCUACAAAUCCUGUAUUUAUUUUGCAUGAAGUACCUUCAUUUGUCUGAAUUCUAGUAUUUUGUACUGACCAUUCACAGGCUCUGCUGUGCUUCCUGUAAAAUGCACUCAUUUUAAAUAAUGUUUCAAUUUCUCGGGUUAGAUAUCAAAAAGGAUUUGCCGUUUUGUCUGUAACUGCUUAAUAGGACACAAUAUACUUGAUUUCUUAAAGACUAAUUUUGAUUUUAUUUUUUUUCCAAUUCCUUUUUUUUAAUGUAAUAUUGCCUCCUGGUUAAAUUGUGCAAGAUGCUACAUCUCUCUAACAUUGUAGGCCUCAUACUUGUUUGUAGAACUGAGUUUGAGUUUAACAUGUGCUGCACAAAAAUCUCAAUCAGUUUCUGACUAUGACAUGCAGACCUAUAGACAUACACAUGAUUUAUAUAAAUUUUUACUAAACCGUUAUUUAGGUUCCCUUUUUCAAUGACUUGUAAAAGGUUUUGACCUCCCAUUCAGUUUGCUGGUGUCCAGCCUAUGUACAUAUUUAAAAAGUGUAAGGAAAUCCGAUUUUGUUCCAUCACUGACCUGCAUAAUAUGUGCUGCAAUGUGUCCCAAGCCCCUAGGACAUUUGUACUGUAUAACCAUUUUCAUUAAAAGGCAGCAGAGCCCAGGGCAGAGUAAGCACAUUUUAAUACUGGAAUGCUUGAAUGAUUUAUUGCAUAUUCAGAUUUGUAAAGUACACAGUUCCUGCAUGUUCUAAAUCCACUGCUGUUCUAAAAUGGGAAUUUGAUGGUUUUGUUAAUGACGGUUUGCUAUAUUACAUGUUAGACUAUUUAAAUUUUAUUUUUUUGUGGUUUCUAAAUUAAAAUCAGUAUUAGAUUCUUCCUACUGUGCAAAUAUAAUUUGCAGGGCUACCUGCUUUCAGCAGCUUGAUAGUUUCAGUCCAGAUUUAAGAUUACUUCAGAUAACGGAUUAAAUGUGACCUAGUUUGUAAAAAGGAUUUUUCUCUCGUAUCGCAGAUUGAAAGGAAAUAAAUAAUGCUGCUCUGCCUGAUUCCUGGAUAAGUGCAUGUUGCAUUUGCCUGGUUAAAUUAAAUUAUUAUCCAGUGAACAGCUGUGUUUAAAUGCAUUUUCUCCCCCUCUCCGCCCGCCAACAAAUCCUCUCCUUUCGUAGAGGGAUUAUUUAACAAAUUGAAUUGCAUUUAAGAUGUGAAGAAAUCAAUACACGAGAAUUUGACAUACCUUUUUUUUUUUUUUUACUGUUUACAUUCAUGGUGUUAGGCAUACACCUAUCGAAUAGUUUUGGCACGUCAUUGCUUGGCCGAAAAAAUUUGCGAGAGAACAUGCGCACUUCCUUUAAAAAACUCCCCUCGGUGUACUCUUUUGCCUACUGUCCGUCUGCAUGUUGCUUGUCCUAUUGCCUGUUCCAUUCAUAGACAAGUGUUUUAUAUUCCCUGGGUUUGGAAGCAAAACGAAUCCCAGCAUUCCUUCUGCGUACCCAGAUUGUCUCCUGGUAGCUCAUCCAGCAUUGAAUGCUUCCUCAGAUCUCUUCCUUUUAUUUAUUUUUUUGUCUCCAAUGCAGUGUUCAGCCGUCCGUAUCCAUGCCAGUGCUUGCAGAUUUAGUCAGUGUUUAUGGGGGAUAAAGCACUACAAAGCCAUAGUAGCCUAGUUGAAUAAAAUAGAUGAUUUACCUCUUGUUGCUAGGCAGCUUCAGCAGAAGACUGGGUUCGUUUUAAGGGGGGGGGGGGGGGGGGUGCAGGGAGAGAGAAGCGGUGGUCUAGAGAGCCAUCUCUGCUUGCCUGCUUGCUUUCCUAGGCUGCUGCUGCCGUCUCUCUCGAAGGCAGUGGUUUAAAUGUGGGCUUUGACAGAUGCUGUCUUCUGACAGAGCAGAAUUUAACGUCACAGCCUGGCUAAUAAUCAUGUGACUCCGUUUGCAUUCAUAGCUCCUGGUGUGGUAUUAGCAAGCCAGCCUCUCGCUUUGACUCAGGUUAACAAUUAUUAGUACAGCUUGGCUUUUUUUUUGUUAAUAUCUUUAAAUAUGGCUUGCUGGAGGUUUUUAUUUUAUUUUAUUUUUUUUAAUGGGCAAACAGAGUGCUGAUUUUUUUUUUUUGCUUUAUAUAUCCGUUUUUGUAUGUUUUGUAGUUUCUUUACAACAAAUAUUUGUUUUGGUUUUAUAUUUAUUGAAUUCCAUGAAUAUACAUUAUGGAUGUCUUUAAUACAUGGAGCUUUUUUAAGGGGGUGGGGGGGAUGACAAGCAGUAGAGCGUUAGUCUUUUUUGUUUGCUGAAAAUAGCAGCCAUAAAAUGUUUCAAUAUUUCAAAUAGUAAAAUGGCGUUCAAAUAUAGCACUACAGGUGAAGAUCUGAUAUACCCACACUUGUCUACAGUCUUUGCCAGGUAUUGUGUACUUUUCAACAUUAACCAUCAAAUGCAAAAAAUACUAAACUCAUGUAAGCAGUUCCUAUAAUUUUAUUCCUGUAUAUAAAACUUGCUGCAUUUAUUUGUAUGACUCUCUCAUAGAACUGUGCAGAAUAUCAAUGCUUCAUAAUUUAUGACACUCAUGCCUUUCAGAGUGGCGAUCUUUGUGUACAUUUUUAUUUUCGUUCUUAUACUUUACAUAUAUAUAUAUAUCUAUAUCUAUAUAUCUAAUGAAGUGUUAGCACAUGUUGCAUGUACUAGAUGCGGAAUCUGGCAACUACCCUCUCUAUAUAUACCUUUUUUUUUUUUUUCAGCCUAAUUUUGUUACACUUGGCAGCAAUACUUGGCAGGAUAUUCCUGCAUAGCUUUUUUCCCUCUUGUACAGUUCAAAAUAUAUGUGUGUGUGUAUAUAUGUGUAUAUAUAUAUAUGUAUGUAUGUAUGUAUGUAUGUAUGUAUAUAUAUAUAUAUAUAUAUAUAUAUAUAUAUAUAUAUAUAUAUAUAUAUAUAUAUAUAUAUAUAUAUUAAUCUGCACUGCUGAAUAGACAUUGUGGGUGUUAAGCACUUGUUGGUGUGAAGCGUGUGGCUUCUAUAUUUUAUUUAUGAUUUACGUGACAAAAGAUUAGGCAAAUCCCAUUAUUUCAUGACUCUGUAUAAGGUGUCAUCAUUAUACGUAUUCCAUGUCCUGUCACAUGUUGGCUGCAUUGUGUAGAAUUGGAUGCAAUUACUUAAAUUGGAUUUUUUUUUUUUUUUUUUUCUGAGUCUGUGUAUGUAAUUUGUUUUGCGCCAUAAUUCAACCCUUUUUUUGCCCUUAUCGGCUUAGAUACUUCCUGGUUUGGUCAAAGCCUGGGUAUUUGCAGAAAAUUAACAGAUGUUUUAAUAUUUGUAAUUAUUUGUUUUAUCUAUAAUAAUGCGUUAGACCAAAACAUUCCUGGGGUGUCCUUUUUAAAGGAACUCUCCAAACCACAUUGUUGUGGUUAUAGUGCCAGAUGAUGCUCCUUGCUUCCACUACAGCUAUGAAAGCCACAGGGCAUGCCAGCCCAUUGGCCGAGUGUCAGCUGUUUGCUAUUACGCAAUGAGCAAAGCACUGUCCUGCCAGGCCUUAGCUCAGACAGCUUCUGGCUUGGUCAGCUGUAAUGGAGGGCUUCAUGGCACUCCUUGCACCAUAACUAUUACGACAUGCUGCAGUUAUGGAGCUUGGAGGAUUCCUAUUAGGGGUUAGACAAGUAGCUUAAAAAAUAUAUUGCAACAGCAACGCAAAUGUUUAAUUUGAAGAGCACCGGUACCCAUAGACAUUUGUUAUACUUUUAUGCUGUGUGGGUAUCUGCAUUUAUAAUUUAACAUGUAACUUGGUUAUAGUUUGUUUCCUCCUCCUUUUCAUUUAACCAUUUACUUACUAGGCAAUUUAGAGGUUUUGAUCAUUCCAAAAGCCUAGUCUCUGUAGUCUUAAAUAGUGAGUAAGCUUGUAUCUUGUUGGUCUUUGGGGGAGAUGUGUAAACAGUGUAUCCAAUAUAUUUCCAUAAUACAGUUUAGCAAUUUGCAUCUCCCAAUCUAUCUUUAAAAAUGUUUUGUGUGUUAUACAUGCACAAAUAUAUUUAAAAAGGUAAACCUACAUUUAGCUUUUUCACUAGUUUCCAAGUUUAAAACAUUAUAUUGAUAUGAGUGUUUUCUCUGCUUAACCAGUCGGCAUUCCGACUAUUUUGUCAGUUUUGAGCCAUAUUUCUCAUCUUGUGAAGAGCAAUUAUGGCAUAAUUUGAGCUUGUGUAUUUCCAUUGAGAUGAACUGCAGAAAACAAGUGAUUAAUUUUCCAUGAUCUAUAAAGCCUCUAGGGUUAUGACUGUUUCUGGGCCAGCACCAUUGAUUGAUUGAGGAAAGUGUGCCAUUACCGCACUGUACCUUGUUCAUGUAUGGAUGUACAUGCCAUUUAAUGGUGGCCUUGACACAGUGCAUGGCCAGUGGACAAUCACUGUAAAAAAUUGUUUGCUUUUAUACGGAUCUCUAAAGAUGGACUUCAGUGAAAAAGUCCUCCCGGCUCUUUAAAUCUUUAAAGGUUUGUCCACCCUGGUGGUUUUGUUUUUGUGCAUGGUUGUACAUUUUAUGGUAUCAACAUAAUUGGUGCCAUUUAUUUUUGCAAACCACACCAUAAAUUAUUAAAUCAAAACUGUUUGUGAGACACUGGUAUUCAUGUUGAACCUUGCAGGUUCACAAAGGUUACUAUUGAAACUGGACCUUGUAGUGUUGCCAGUCAAGAAUGGGACACCCCUUACAAAAGUUAUUUAGUAUAUUGGCAAUUUGGCACUUUCAGCUCUCCCUCGUGCUUCUGACUCUCUAAGUAAAUGAAUCAGAGUGCUGGCACCAGGUUAUCUUGUUGCGUGGACCACCAGGUACUAUACCCCCACCCUGCAAUAAAGUAAGCAGAAGGGGAUAAGCAUCUUUCUUAUUGUAACAUUACACACACACAACCGCCACAAUCAGCCAACCUCACACGUUACUCAGCUAUCGGUAAACACGCUUCACAUCCGAUGGAGAUGUGGUCUGUUUUGAAACCAGUUAUUUAUCGUUUUUGAGUACUAUUCCACCACACAUGCACUAAAUUUUCUUUCCUUGCUUGGUGGUCUUCAGCCUGUGUUAGUUCCUUGUAAAAGAUUUCCUUUUUUUGGUUAUUGAAACUUUCAGUAUGAUUUGCUAAAGCAAUGCAAUAUUGGAUCAGCAAGCUUAGACCUUUGCGCCACCUGUAUCUUUCUAAAUUUCCAGGUCUACAGAAUCCUUGAAAUUUCUGAAAGUGUACUUUGCAUUAACACCAAAUAACUUGCAUCUCCUGUUUUGCCAGCAAAUGUGUUUGGAAGAAGAAACUAUUUAAAAAUAUUAUUUUUCCCAUUUGUCUUUCAAUUCCAUGGCAGACAUUGGCAGGUGGUUCUUUUGCUGUCCACCCGAACAACUACAGUGCACGCGCUCUGGUUAUUAUGGAAACCCCUCUGGAGGUGCAGAGUAGGGGGUAUUGUAUCGGAAUGGUAUGACCUCAUUCUGUUCAGAUGCUAGCAAUUAAGCUAGCGUGUCACAGCCCCUAAGCAGGUUUGUGUCCUCAAGCAAGGCAAAUCGGUGGUCAGAGGAGCAGGAGAGUAGUAGCAGGGGGUGAUCUCUGCAGGGCAACGGAGGCCAAGGUAAGUGGCUACAGGUUCCCAUUAAAUUAGUGUGCACCCACACUUAUUAAUAAUUUUGUUCAGGAGAGACAGGUCUUUAAUUUCUCAUGAACUAUUCAUAUAUGAAACAUAAUUUAUUAUGAAUAAAAUUAAAAAAAGGAGAAAUUAAGAUUUUUAAUACAAAAUUGUAGUUCUGGCUGAUAUUUUAGCUGUGCAUGUCAUAAUACUGUUGGCUUUUACUGCGAUAAAAUGCCCAUAUUUGUAUUCAGCAAAGUCUAUUUACCGGUUUUACAGUGUUUCGAAAAGUUACAGGGUCAAAUAUAGCACAUUCCAUUUUUUUCUGUUUCAUUCCAGUCUUUUUUGUAGCCAUUUAGUCACAAACACUGGCCAAAGUUAGCGUUCAUAUUUGUUUUUGUGUGAAAAAAGCAAAAAACAAAUAUUUGGCCAGUGUUUGUGGCUGCUAAAAUGACUGGACAUACCCCAUUUGCAAUACCUUGGGUUGUCUACUUUUGCAAAUGGUAUGCCAUCAUGCCAUCAUGCAGGUAAUUCUUAUUCCUGGGCUACUAUACGGUCUCAAAGGUAACAUUACCAAACCGGCAAACUUCAAUGUGAAAAAAAUGAAAUUCAAAACUGUAUUUGACUCUCUAACUUUCCAAAACACCAUAAAACCUGUACUGAACACAUUGUCUCAAAAAUUUAAAAUGUAAUACAACAAUAUCGUCCGUAAAAGUGCAGUUUGUUUGUGAAAAAUGAAAAAAAGUCACUUUUAAUGAAAAUAUCCUCAUUGUAAUACAGUUUAUCAUUUUUGAAACACUAAUAUUUGUGUUCGGCAAAGUCUUCCGAGGAAAACAGUACCCCCCAUGUACAGAUUUUGUGGUCCCUUGGAAAGUCACAGGGUUAAACACAGUGCUUGCGAAAUAAAUUCUCAGCAUUUUCUGUUUGGGUUGUCAGGCACAUCAAUCAAAUUUUUUAUAUUUUUUUGUGGGUGCAGCAUGAUGAUUACAUUUUCACAUGUUUGGCAUUACAAUGGGGAAAAAAAACGUGGGUCUAUGUAACAAUUUUAACACUUUUUUUUUUUUUUAUGGGGGCUACCCAAUUCUAAUGUUUGAAAGCCUAUUCAGCCUUCUCUCACCCGGUCUAGGUGGGGGAUGUUGGUGAUGUGCUUGGGGGCGCAGACUUAUAGCAGUGUCAAUCAAAUUUUAAUUGGUAAAAUCACUCUUUGAGAGCGAUCACAUGGCCCCUGGGGGCCUGACUUGCCGUUAGAGGGCUGCCCAUUAUAAUGGGGACGGCAUAGAACGCCGUAAUGGCGUUAAGGGGUUAACUUGCUGUAGAAUUUUUUUUUUUUUAAUCUUCUGCUCUGUCAAUUUAACUUUUAUCACUCACAGGAGGUUCCUAGGUCUAGAAGGCUAUUAACAGUGCUGGAGAUAAGACAUUCUAAAUUAAGCUGACUGUGCAAUAAAGGCAUUUUAAACAUUGGAUCUCACUUUACUGGAAAUGUUUAGGAAGGAUGUGCAAGUCACAUGCAGGAAGGUGUGCCUAGGGCUGUAUAAGCAAAAGUGAUAUAACUCCUAAAUCGCAGAUAAUUGUGCAAUAAGAUGGCAGUAGUAAGAUCUAUACACCGCAAAUGCUUCAUUAAGCUAAAGUUGUUUUGUUGACUAGUGUCCCUUUUAAGUUUAAAAUAUUUUUGUGUGCUGAAUUGUUGGCUGCAUCCUAAUUUAAAAUCUGUACUUUAAAUGCACUUUGUUGUGGCAAAAAAUCAUGCACAUUCUCUAGACAUAAUUCUGAGAUGCUGCCUGGUUAGAUAUGAAGAUCAGGAACAAAUCAAUGUAUCACUGCACAAAUAAGCGAGUGAAAAAAUUUAAUAAAAUCCUUAGCGCACCAACAAAGUAUAAAGUGAAAAUGCACACAAACACUGUCUAGAUCAGGGAUGGGCAACCUUUGGCACUGCAGAUGAUUUGUCAAUAUUCUGGCUGUAAGAGCAUUGUGGGAGAUGUAGUCCACAUCUGGAAUGCCAAAGGUUGCAUGGUUACCAUGCAACAGAAAUAUCUAUGAGGGAGGAUCUCACACUCACACUCAUUGUUGGUUGUGGUGAUUUAACUUCAGAUUGUUCUUUCUUUGCAGGAAGGUGCCUCUGCCAGGAAGACACAGACACCAGCUGUCCAGCCUGUGCCCCGUCCUGGUAAUUGCAUUUUUUUUAAAGAUUAUUUAUUUCUACUCUGUCCAUCAUGAUCUGUGGUUGUUUGGAAUAUUCUGCAACCUGUAUAUGCUGGAAAACAUUUUGCUACUCUUGACCUUAAAAGGAGUGCUAAAGCGUAUUCCUAAUGUUUCCUUGUCCCCAAUUAGAAGGGUAUUCUUCCCCCCUCUAAUAACUCCUUCUGUCACUUACCUGGGUCCAGCGACGAUGUCCCUCGGUGCUGGCUCACCUCCGCCCAUGCUCCUCGCCCGCCGGCGGAGGAGACCUAAUGCGCAUGCACGGCAAGAAUUAGAAUUUGUAGUUUUUUGUGUUCUUAAGAAUUUACACCUGUCAUUGUGCAUUUAAGCACUGCAGUAAUUUUAAGAGUUUUUGUCAUUUCCGGAUAUACUGCGUUCAGCAUAUAGCGGCUUAUAAAUGUGGCAAACCACAGGUGAUUGCUAAUUCAGAAUCUUAUUUGUGAUCAGACAAGUAAAAGUAACACUAAUUUUCUCAAAAUGCUACAGCUCUGCAACAAUAUUUUUCCCUGUGCAUCCCACAUCACUCACUACAAUAUCAUUCUGCUGUCCUGUAUCUGAUCUUGGUAGAAAGUCUCCCAGGAUUCAAAGCCUGUGUAAUCUGAAUUCUAAAUGCUUAAUUUAGCACAAACACUUUCUGCUCGGUUAACAGUAGAUGUAGGAAAUCUAAUGGUCUCUUAUUGAUGAAAGCAAACUGCACAUGGAUAAAUUGCCUUAAAUCAUUGGUUCUUAAACCCUUUAAGUUCCAGAACUGUACCAGUUCACUGUGAAUUAUUAGUCCAGGCAUAAGAACUAUCAAUGUCAAAGAAUGAAGUAUUAUCCAAUUCUGCUUUACUGUGAAUAAUUCCAAUACCUGGACCCUAAAAUAUAUAUUGCCCACUGCAUUAAUUCUUCACAGAUAAUCUCAGUCUUCAAUUUACAGACUAAAGAGAAAUGUAAUAGAAGGGGGAAUGUCACUGGCAAACAUAACUCUUGACUUUUAAUUCUUCCUGCAACAUAUUUAAUAAAUGAGGAAUAUCCAGAACAGGACUCAUUACCAUUAAAACACAUGAUCUGAAUCUUUUUAAUACCUUUCUGCACAUACACACUCAGGAAUGCAAUGUAUUCCUAUCUCCCAACAUUGUAUUCCUUGAUCCAAAUCUAUUUUUGCUUGAGUAAAAACCUGCAGUUUGACAAACAAUGGAGCUUUUUAGUCAAGAUCCAUGUCCUUUGUCAUUGGAUGUCAAGUCAAUACUCCCAUCAAUCCAGCUUUACAUCACUUCUGACAGUGGUACAUCACAAACCCUUAAUGUUGACCCUUGAGCAAUUAGUCAGCUGCAGUCUGUAUGAAUUCAUGCACAUACCUAGGGAAGGGCAAAGUACUUUUUUUCCCCUCAAGUCUACACUUUAAGAUGUUGGCAUAAAAGAACAUAAAGCAGGACCAACAUAUUGAUAAAUAGGGAAAGUUGCCUUCGGUUUGAAAAGGUUUGGGGUUGUGGGGGGAAGAUUGUUGGAAGCAAGAGGAACCCCCCUGCUGGCAACGGAGUGAUACUAUAAUUUACAGAGCUCAUUUAAGAAUUAAUUUACUAAACCAGCAGCUGUGGAGAACUAAUGGAAUCAUACGUUUUUAGAACAGUGUUAAAGAAAAAUAAAACAAAUUGAGACUUAUUAAAAUUUUAGUUUGACCUAAAGUGCGCAAUUUACAGAAUUACACACAAUAUUAGUGAGUAAACACGAGUUCUGCUUUAUAGUUGUGUUGUUCCAUGGGGCGGUACUGAUUUGUCAUCUUUUCUGCCAUAUUUAUUUAUCCGAUAGUCGUUAAUAGCCUAUAAUGAAAAGAGUUGCCCAGAUAUCGUAUUUCUUUGAAACUGAGUUUAUUUCGAAGUAAAACCUGUUUUCCAGGCUAGGUUGCAGAAUUUAAUCUGGCCUUCGUUUUUGUUGGCUACUCUACACACGUAGUUGUGUUAGGUAUUUAAAUCAGAUACUGCUAUAUCUUCUAAGAAAUGACAGGACUGUCAUGUGUCUUUUUUUUUUUUUUUUUCUUUCAUCAUACUGUUUACCAAGUAGACUUAGACAGUAUUCAUUUAAAGGUCACAUAUCUUCUGUAAGUGGUACUAGUAAUGAAGAUCUCUAAUAACAUUCGUUGGAUUUAUAGCAGAUGCGGCCAAAUGUUGGACAACACCCAAAUUAACUCUAAUAUAUACACUGACUGGGCAUAAUUAUAUUUUAUUGUACAUUGUGACUUUUUUGCGUGCAAUUUUUUAUCAACUUUUUUCCCCACUGCCGCCUCCUCCCCCACAACCCAAACUUUCGUAAAGCUCAAAAAAUAAAAUAAUUUAUACAUUCUAGUAAACUGUGUUUUUCUACUGAUGUGGAAUCAAUCAAUUGAUUAUCUUGUGUAUCUGCCCCCGGCCAAAUUUAAAAAGAUGCGUGCACGCUCCUGAAGUAAUUCACACCAGAAACAGGUUUUGGGUUAAUGAAAAACUUGAAUGUUUAUUCUGAGGGGACAGCAUGUCCCUUAUAAAGCAAAAUUACAUCAUAUGCAUUGUCAGAGAUAACAUGGAAUAAUACAUCAAUAUUUGGUUAGGUGUUAAGUGGUUCAUUUAGUGCCCUUCCUACUGGGUGUGAUGUCACUGGUAUCUUGGAGGUCUCCCCCAGAUUCCAGCGCCAUCUUGUUAAUGAGGGUGUUAGUCGAUGUCAAAGGGAAACUCCCUAGCGGCCAUUUUAGGUAAAUCACAUAUAAGGUUGAAUAAUGCUGAUUGUGGUUAUGCUGAGUAAAUAGGCAUUUUAUUAAUAUGAAUUGGGUUAAUAUUUUUGUCCACAACAUCUACACCAUAUAGAAGGUGUUCUUGUAGGUGAGAUGUGGCAUGUAGGAAAUCGCCAUCUGCUCACCUUUUGUACACCGUGGCAGUUAUUAUACACACUUCCAGAUCCGUGUGUGUAUAUAUGUAUAUAUGUGUGUAUAUGUAUAUAUGUGUGUAUAUGUAUAUAUGUAUGUAUAUGUGUAUAUAUAUAUAUAUAUAUAUAUAUGUGUGUGUGUGUGUAUAUAUAUAUAUAUGUAACCUAAUGCCACCCUUCCAAACAAAAAUCGCCAAUAAAUAAAGGAGUGGCUGAAGAAAUUCAAGGGGUAAGAUUUCUAAAACCAGCAGGUCUAUUCAAUAAACUGAAUUUUUGUGUUGUAAAUAUGAAUGAAAAAACAAGCAAUUGGAUGUUUGCCUCUUGCCAUUAAGAUUUUUGUUCUGAAAACUUGGAGUUUAGUGAAUAACCCUAAAUGUGUCCCUCUGCAUGGAUUAAUAUAAUCACACUGAUUUGAUGACUGUCUAGCUGUUUAAGAACAAUUCCCAUUCUACACUGCCAGAUAUGUACCAUUUGGUCUCUCUUUAAGAGAACACGACAGCUGUAAUUUUAUUUUUAUUUAGUGUCCUGGACAGUAUUUUACAUUGAACUGUGUAAGAAGUGGUUAUCAGCCCUUGAAAGGUCACGCUGCGUGCCUGGCUUGUCUCACUGUUGUGGAACUAAGGGAAUAAAUUUGAAAAUGACAGACUAAACUAUAAGAUACUGUAACUCAACAACCUGCCACAAACUGCUCUUCUGUUGAAUCAUCUACGUCACAGCAGGCUCUCUGACUUAUGGGACCUUGCCUAGAAUGUACAAUGCAGUUACAUGGAUUGUAUUUUUUAUUUUUUUUUCUCCACAAUUUUUGUAUAGGGGCUAUAAAACCAUGUUUCUAAUCCACUUUAUUUUUGCGACCAGAAAUUUAAUAAAGACAUCGGUCUUAAAAACCCUACCCUUCUGAAUUGGCUGUAAUGACCUGCUGUGUGAUAGGUGAAUGGGACUAUUUAAGUCCCUAACAUUCAGAAAGUGGUGUGCAAUGGAGUCAAAGUUUGAGAGAGACUGUAUUUUGCUUUGAUUAUUUUUUUUGUUUUUUUAGUUUCUCAAGCAAGGCCUCCUCCAAACCAGAAAAAAGGUAAGUCAUCAAAAGUAUAUGAUCCUUUUUAUUUUAAAUUUUUAUAUAUACUCCAAUUUAUUUUACAUCUUUAUUGUUCUCAGGAUCACGUACUCCGAUUAUUAUUAUACCUGCAGCUACCACCUCUCUAAUAACCAUGCUGAAUGCAAAAGACCUUCUGCAGGACCUGAAGUGAGUACAUAAUUUAUAAAACCUCCGUACUCCCCCCUUCUGUUGAGUAGAAGCACAAUACAUUUAUGCCCUUUAUUAGGGAUCAACUGAUUAUCGAUCUGGCCGAUAUUCUGUAUUUUCAGCAAUAUCGCUGUUGGCCAAUAAAGAUACCUAUAUUGCAGAUAAUGCAAACCAGGGCCACCAUCAGGGUCCUGGGGGGGCCCAUCACACUCUUAUUUACCUUCCCUUCAGCUCCCCUGUCUAACUUUCGCGAGUCCCGCGGUCAUCAGAGCAUUGGCACGGAUUACGAUGGCAACUCUCCGCGCGGCACGCAUGCCGCGAGAGUUGGACAGGGGAGCUGUUGGGGAGGGAAGUAAGCGUGUGCUGGACCCCCCAGGGAAUACCCUAUCCACCCUCCUUGGCCAGGUAAGACUAAAACUAAAUGUAAUAUUAAAUAAAAAUGCCCUUCCCCCCCACAAUUUUACAUACACUACAUAUCUGCACAAACGCACAGCGCACACUUUGCAUUCAUUAUACACACUACACAAACACACUUUUUUUUUAAAACAUAAAAAAAUUGACUGGCAUGUAUAUUUUGUGCAUUUACCUUAAUAAAAAAUAAAUUUGCAAAAAAAAAAUAUAUAAUAAACAUGUGCAGCUAACAGAUUUGUGUAGAAAUUGUUUGUUUUAAAAAGGUAAAUGUACAGAAUAUCGGUAAAUUAUCCACCUGAAAGUUCACAGAUUAUUGGUAUCGGCUCUUAAAAAAUAAAUAAAUAAAUAGUCUAUCCCUACCCUUUAUUAUUUUAUGUAUGUAUUUUAAUGUUUUAAUGAUUGUUGAAUUAUACAGUGGAUUAAUUCUGCAUUGUGUAAAAGCUGAUCAUUUUCUACGUAAGAUUAGUGCGCCAAAUGCAUAAAGGAUGUUAGUUUUCUUCUGCAACUAAACCUUUUAUGCCAUUACUGAGGGAUUUUUUUUUGUCUUGCCAACCAGGACAGAAGAGGGAAUGCUUUUUUGUUGGUCCGAAUGUGAAAAUAAAUAAAAUGUACCUUGUAGCUAAAUUCCUACUUUUUUCAGAGGCAUGUGUUUUAGAGACACUGCCCAUUAAACUGCUAAAAUUUCAAGAAUUAUACAUUUUGAUUUUAAUUUUUUUUCUUUAUAUAUCCACAUCUCCAAAGAUUCUGUUUCUCAAGCUCUCCACUACCAAAUUGUUUCCGGUAGAGCAUUUGAGCAUUAGUGUUUUGAUACUUUAAUAGUAUUUCAAAGUUUACUAUGGUGUUGGUGGAUUUUUUAGGUUAUCACUGUUGAUUGUGUAUCUUUUAAUUUGUAUAAGCGUAAUGAUUACAAAAAACCAAAACCGCUUUGUUCUUCAAUUCAAAUGAACUAUAAAGUCCUACACCAUCUGGAGUUUUGCAGUAUUUAAUUACAUUUUGUUUCUGUUUGCAUGACAUACUAUAGAACUUCUGUAAUUGAACCUUGGCAGCAGCAGAUGAACCGUAAAUGCGAAAAUAAAUAUUUAUAUAGUUUGAAGAACUGUAUAUGAAUAUUAUUGACUGUUCAAUAAACAAAACUGAGGAAGCGACCUUUUCCGUACACUUGCAUUUUAUGUGUAGUACAUAAUGGAUCUAGAAUAAAAUAAAUUUGAAGCUGUCAUGGGCAGUCAGAACAGAUUCUGUAAUCAUUUAAAGGAUUAUAGCUUGAGGGUCAUGCCAACUGGAAAUCUGAAUCUGUUUAUCUUUUAUUUUACUUUUUUGUAAAAUGCGAUUUUUAAAUAGAUUUACAAAGAAUAGUAAAUUUAAUUUUCUGAGCCACUCUUGAAUAUUGAAGACACUCAGAAUAUUUGCAACACCAACAAUUUGAGCGCAUGUUUAACAAAAUCUUAUCACACUUGAUUUUCUACUAUUCAGAUUUCUCCUACAUAAGUGAACGUUUAUAACCUUUUUUUAUUUGCAAAUCAUAACAUUUUGAAUAGUUGUAGUUUAUGGUGUCUUUACACUUUUUAACUUAUGGUCAGCUGAUUCUUUUCACUUGUUCCUAAAAGCACCUUUUCAAGAAGUAAGCAUUGUUAUACAACGCAAGAGUUUCAACACACAAUAGAAUGACGUUUACUGCCUCUGAUUAACUCAGUGGAAGUCUUCAGAUUAUGUGAAGUUAUUAAAGAAUUCAUAUUUUUAUUGACCAGUGUUCUUUACCCACUUAUUUUCAAAUCUGUUUGGAUUCCUCCCCUUUAUUUGUCGAUUUUAGUUAAAUUCCAGAGUUGUUUUUUUUUGUUUUUUAAAUGUCCAUUGACACAUCCAUUGGAGAGAAGUCUUUUAGGUUGGAAGAUAUGUUGUCUCUCCAUUGCUCAUUUAAAAUGGUGCUAAUGUUUUUUGUUUUUCUUUUUUUCUUUUAAGAUUUGUUCCCUCAGAUGAAAAAAAGAGACAAGGAUGCCAGAGAGAAAAUGAAACUUUAAUUCAAAGAAGAAAGGAUCAAAUGCAGCCUGGCGGUACAAACAUCAGUGUUACGGUCCCAUACAGAGUUGUAGACCAGCCCCUAAAGCUCUUACCACAAGACUGGUAUGUUUUCCACCAAUGGGCCAAAUUGCAUAACUCUUCGGCAUAUUGUCUUUUAUUCUUGAAACAUUUUUAAUAUACCUUAUGUAGAUAAUGCAAUAAAUGCAUUUUCAAUUUAAAAAAUUAGUUUAAAAAUAAAUAAAAUUAAUGACUUCUUGGUUUUCGAAACUGCUGCAGUUACACAGACAAGUUUGACCAUUGUUAGAGAUUUUUCCUGGUCUGGGAAAGUUAUCCAAUCUGAAACCCUGGCCAUUCUGAUCUACGGCAAUAGUUCUUAUAGAUGUGUGUCUGACACCGUUCCACUCGUUAUGUGAUGAGCAUAAUUACCGAAUAAGCUGAUAGCAGCCAAACCAUAAUUGCUAUACGUUUAUACGCAACCCUUUUUGUCAGUAACGGUCUACACAACUUGGGCUUAAAGCAAUUUGUAAACUGUUAAACCAAUUAAGUAUAAGGGACACUAUAGUCACCAGAACAACUACAGCUUAUUGUGUUUGCUCUGGUGAGUAUAAUCAUUCCCUUCAGGCUUUUUUCUGUAAACACUACUUUUUAAAUAGAAAAUGCAGUGUUUACAUUACAGCCUAGUGAUAACUUCACUGGCAACUUCAGAUGGCUGCUAGAGGUGCUUCCUUGGGCAGAACUGCAGAGUAAGCAGCACUGCCAUUCAGUGUUUCCACCCUCUGCAUGCAGACAAUGAACUUUCCUCAUAGAGAUGCAUUGAUUCAAUUCAUCUCUGAGAAGAUGCGAUUGGCCAGAGCUGUGUUUGACUUGUGCUGGAUUUGAUCUGCCCCUGAUCUGCCUCCUUCAGUCUCAGACAAUCCUAUGGGGAAGCAGACAGAGGCCGUUCAGGGGUAGAAGCAGCAGCUUCAGACUUGAAUACAAGUAAGAUUUUUACUAUAUUGAGGGAGGCCAGGGGGGCUUGAUGGUGCUUUUAACAUUAUUGGCUCAGGAAUAGACGUUUUUGUUCCUGAACCUAUAGUGUUCCUUUAAGGCAAUGCCCAGGACAUCCAGGCACAAUAACUAUAUUGAAAUUAGGUGUAUAAUAUGGUGCUCAGUGUAUAAAGUUUCAAAUAUCAUAUUGUCCUGUUUAGGGAUCUACCGAUAUUGAUUUUUUUUUUUUUUUUUUUAGAGCCUAUACCGAUAUUCUGUGAACUUUCAGGCCGAUAGUCGAUAUAAUUUGCCGAUAUUCUGUACAUUUACCAUUUUGGAAAAUAAAAACAAUUUCUAAAGGUAAAUGCACAAAAUAUACAUGCAGUGUGUUUAGACAGAGGAGCUGUGUGUGUAGUGGAUGCAGUGUGUGUAGUGGAUGCAUAAUGGGGGGGGGGAUGUGUUUGUGAGGGGGCAUUUUUUAUUAAAAUUUUUUUAUAUUUAAUAAUUAAUUAUUUUUGUUGUCCCCCCUCCCUGCUUGUUGCCUGGCCAGGGAGGAGGUAUAUAGCAUUCCCUGGUGGUCCAGUGGCAUUGGCUGAGCUGUGGGGGGGGCGGGCAGCAAGCGCUUACUCACCUCCCAGCAGCUCCUCCAGCUCCCCAGUGUAAGUCUUGCGGCCAGCGUGCCACGCGGGUCUCUCGAGAUUUACACUGGGAGCUGGAGGAGCUGUUGGGAGGUGACUAAGCGAUUGCUACCCGCCCCCCCAAGGACCGCCGGGUUUGUAAGGAGCCUGGCGGUGCUAGGAGGUAUUAUCGGCAAUAUCUGUAUCUGUAUCUGAAUUGGCCGAUACGAUAUUGCCAAAAAAAUACUGAAUAUCGGCCGAUUAGAUUGGUCGAUCCCUAGUCCUGUUCUAUAGAUAGUUAUGUAAUAUUGUCAUUCAGAUUACACAGCUUGUGUGUUAAAGGGCCCCUAUAUAGUGCCUAAAACGACGUAAACUUGUUUAAAAAAAAAAAAAAAAGCAUUAAAUUCAAUCUAUAAAUUGUGCUAGCAGUUUUGCUAGCAAAUGUAUAGGUUUGCAGAAAAAUAUUUAGAAAUGUUUUUUCAACUGUCAGUCAAUUCUUUGGCAUAGACUCUAUGCCGAAGAAUUGAUUUAUAAUAGGUUGAAAGACUUCCCACAAUACCUCACUCAUCGCAUGUUUCCUCACACGCUUUUUUGCUCGGAGAGUCAGUAUUACUUUACAAGCAUUUGCACACUGGAACACCCCACUGUCGCAAAAAAAGUGCAUCUUUCCCCCUAACAUGAGUUGGCACGCAAACUGUUGUUGUGGUUAACAUUAUGCUAUAUCUUGAAUUACUGCAUAACAAAACAAAAAAGUGCUCAGUUUACACACAUUAAAUGUAACCAGUAUGACAGUGUAUCAACACACAGUUAUUUAAAUAAACGUUACAAAGCCUAGGUUAUAUAUGGCAACACAAAUUUAAAAGCAAAAGCCUUCUAUAGAUCAUUAGCUAAAUGAAAUAAGACUUCAUGGUCGCUAACUUAAAAAAAGUAAGGCAAAAUAGAAGGCUAAAUGCUGCCAGACACCCAGAUGGAGUAAUAGGAUACUCCCUAAAUCCCCUAAACCGCUAGCAGAGUUCCCUCCAAUUGCAUCCACAUAACUACUUGUCUAAAGUACAAACUAUUAUAACCAACUACAUAAUGAAAUAAAAAGUACUGUUUACACAUGCCAUACCUAUGUUAUAUAUUAUGUGCGCUUGGUAAUGCUGUUGUGGCAAAACAGGCAUCGUUGUACUAGAUGCCAUUAAUAGACUACAAUCCUGCUCUAUAACAGAAAAUAUGAGAACUCUGCUCUGAGAAUAGGCAAAAAUUUAGACCUCAUUAGUUUACCAUUCAGCUAGUUCCUGCUCAAGCCUCAGUUUCUGCUCACGUGUGCCAUUAUAAAGAAUCUAUAUAAUUUAUAUAUCCGACUGAUCCUGCACAUAACGGCAGUCCAGAUCCAAAAUGCCUGUAAGUUCCAUCUGUAUGAGAGAUGCAACAAUCUCAGAUGGCCGUUUCUGCCUUUUUUGAGCUUCGUUGGUGAGGAGUAGCGGACACCUUUCUAGGCAGAGUGAGCAGGUGUUAUACUAUUGGAAUACUCUUUUUAACUUUGAGAGCUCCUAAGCAAAUUCAUUGAGACAAAACUAGAGAAUAUGAGAACUCAAAAUUUUUUUUUUUUUUUUUUUAAGGCAGGGCUUGACAAAUACACUUCUUAAAGGGAUACUAUAGUCACCAGAAUCACUACAGCAUAAUGUACUUGUUCUGAAGUCUAUAUACUGUCCCUGCACGCUUGUCAAUGUAAACACUUUUCAGAUUAAAUGCAGGGUUUACAUUGCUGUAUGGUAACCCCUCUGGUGAGUCACUCAGACGGCCUCUAGAAGUGCUUCCUGGGUCACUGCUGCACAGUGUGCAGCACUUACAUUAAUGCUUCACAUUGGGAUGCAUUUCUCCAACGCAUCUCUGAGAUGUUUAUUGCGCAACAUGGCAUUUUUCCAUGCAUGUGCAAUAGUCUCCCAAUGUUUUUCUGUGAGGAAACAUUGGAAUGUCUGAGAUCAUCAAGGUUUAUGGAGGUGGGGUCAGCUGCGGUGUCACCAGCAUGACAUGGGGAAAAGGGGUGCAUAAAAAUACCCUUUCCAUGUGAUUUGGAGGGGGGCAGGUUAUCUAAACAUAUAUACUCUCUAACACACUUAUUUGGUAUAUGCACACUCGCGCGCAUAUAUACACGCGCAUAUGCACGUGUGUGUGUUUUCACCUACAAAUCAUUACUUUUAUUAUUUUAAAUCCACUCGACCUCCCUAGCUUUGGGAAAGCCGGGGUCCAGUGGGGCUAUUGUAAUCUCUCUGCUUUGCUCCCAAGAGAGCAGUUUAGUGAUGGCUGAAAUUGUCUUAUUCCGGCUCCCGGCAUCAUUGUAGGGCGCGCAAGAGAGCAGAGCAAGGAGAUUACAGUUCCCUCCCUCAGCUCUUAAUGAGCCAACUGUCCACCUGCCUGUCCGCCUAAGCUCUGUGUGAACCCACUACCCGCCUCCAAUCUCGGACAGCUGGUCACCUCAUGGGCUGAAUAGGCUCCCAAGCAAAUUUCCUGGUCACAUGGUGACCUGGCGCCUGAGAUUUGUCAAGCCAUGUUUUAAGGUAAAGUUUUAAAAGUAGAUUCAUGCAUAUUGGCAAAUAGUGCUAACAUAUUUCGAAACCAUUACAAAGGGCAUUUGGUUUCCUCAAAAUUAUUUAAAUGUAGGAAAUAGAAUUUUAAUGAGUUGAUAUGGAGAAGCUUGUAUGUAUGUUUAUGUGAAUACAUGCAAAGACAUAAAAACAUCCAUCCAUUCAAAAAAAAAAAACCACACACACACACUCAUAGUUGGAAAAUGUAGUAUUAAAAUGUUUAGUCUGAGAUGGCAAAACUGCAGGGGCUGGUGCUGUAGAUCUGAGCAUUCUAAUUUGAGAUAUUGCUGCAGGCCACCUGGUGCCUCUUGAUUCAAAGAUUUCCUCUGCAUCUGUCCACUUCUUACUGUAACAUAUAUUACUGAUAACCUUGCGAGCGAGCACUUGCUUAUAACAAGGACAUUGAUUUGUAACAGGCCUAUAACCCACUGAGUUUUUAUUUAAAUGUAACGCAGAUUUAAACAUGUUAAGACAUUAAACCAAUGGCUAGACCCUUCUUCACUAUAAUGGAAAUUAUAUAAAAACGAUUCAUAAUUGCCUUUUAUUGUUAAUAUGAAGACUGUAUUUUCGUGUAGUUGCUGACUUGGUAUUCAGAUUAUUCUAAAUGUCUCUCUGGGCAGAUAGUUAGUGCCCCAACUGCCUUUGCCUUUCUGUAAUUGCACAGCAAUAUCUUAUUGCUCAGAAGUAUUUGCAAAAAUGUGGGCUGGAAAUCUAAAGUGACAGUGAUGUUUGGGCUGAUUUGCAUAUUUCACAUGACACUGAGUGUUUUGUCAAAGUAUAAUCUUUCAGAGCUGCUGUGUAUAGGGCAUGUUUUAAGGUUUCAUAGGGGUGGGUACAUUGAAUUUGUUUAUGAGUCUUACCCAAGCCAGGUGAAGAUUUUUGUUUCACCGCUUUAUCUCCUCUGCAUGUUCUUAUAGGUUGCACUUCACUACUCCCUAGUUUAGGCAAAAAUCUCCUUGCUUGUUUUGAAAGUUUAAUAUGUCAAUAAACUUUGCCUGUUCAUGCAUGUAUGUAACUCAAGAGUAAAGUAUUAAAGGGAUACUAUAGGCAUUCGGACCACUUCAUCUCAUUGAAGAGAUAUGGGUGCAGUUUUCCCAUAACCCUUAAAUGUAAAACAUUACUGUUUUAGAGAAACUUCAAAGUUUACAUUGCAAUGUUUGCCUGUAGUGGCUGCCACCAGCGCUUCUUGCAUUUACACAAUUAAUUAAAGGUAAACUUCAGUGCCAGGAAAACAAUCUGUUUUCCUGGCACUGCAGGUCCCCUCUCCCUCCCACCACCCAAUCCCCAGUUGCUGAAGGGGUGAAAACCCCUUCAGUAACUUACCUGAGGCAGAGACGAUGUCCCUCGUCGCGGCUUCCGCCGCCGCCACCGCUCCUUCUCUGCAUCGGCCGGUGGGCGAGACUGAUCCCGCCCACCGGCCAGGGAGACCUAAUGCGCAUGCGCUUUAGCACUCCCCAUAGGAAAGCAUUGAAAAUGCAUUUCAAUGCUUUCCUAUGGGGAAAUGAGCGACGCUGGAGGUCCUCACAUAGCGUGAGGACAUCCAGCGACGCUCUAGCACAGGUUUCCUGUGCUAGAAACCAGGAAGUGCCCUCUUGUGGCUGUCUAGUAGACAGCCACUAGAGGUGGAGUUAACCCUGCAAGGUAAUUAUUGCAGUUUAUAAAAAAAACUGCAAUAAUUACACUUGCAGGGUUAAGAGUAGUGGGAGUUGGCACCCAGCCCACUCAAAUGGGCAGCAGUGGUCUGGGUGCCUGGAGUGUCCCUUUAACCUCUGUAAAACGACACUGGACGUCCUCAAGCUUUACAUGGGGCCAUCCAGCGUCUUUAAAAUGCUUUCCUACACUGCACAUUAGGUUCACGGAUCGACAUGACUUAGUGGGAGGAGGAGCACGAUCCCAGCUGUAAUCAAGAAAGUGAGAAAUAAAUUUUAAAAAGGAACUCUAGUGUUAGCAAUACAACUGUUUGUAUUCCUAACACUAGUGUUCCUUUAAGGCAUAACCUACAUGUUCAACAUUUAAGUGUUUGUUCCGACAUCACUGCCACUCCUGUUCCUUUCCUCUCUGCAUGUGAAGAAUAGUGAUGGGCUGAGAAUGUCAGCUUAACAAAGUUAUGAAGAUUGGAGUGUUCAUUUAGGAGAUAAUGGGCCUCCAUGUCUUAAAUUGUCAUUUAAAUCUUGUUUUGUUUUAUGGGGCCCACUAAACUGGGAAUUGUGGCAAAUUGACAAGAGAAUUGCAAAGGCUAGAUCAAAUUUUUUGAGGCUGGAAAUAUUCUUGAAUCUAGACAUUUUCCCCUAAAACAUGUAAUUUAAUCACAUGACAGGAGGCUUCAUAUUUUGCUUAAGUCUCUACUUAAGCUCCACUGUUUUUUCCUUAUUUAGAAAUAAACAAUAUGAGACUGAAAGAAACAGGUGUGCAAGAAUUGCUCGACCAAUGCAUAAGUCGUUUGGGAAUAAACUCUUCCUGCAAUAAAUGCAAAUGCACCUGGUCCUUGGUUCAUAAUUAUAUCUGUAGAAUUCCUUCCACAGGUCUUGGUUUUUGUGCUUUUAACCAGGUCUUUUGUUUUUCGAUCAAUCUGUUCCGUCCUUGGCUAAAGACCUAUACACGGAGUUUGUACAUUACACUGUGGCAUGUUUCAGUUUAAUAGUUUUGAGAGUCCACCAUCCGCUCUUGAUAAUGUGAGCAGAUAAUAUGGCUAUUUAAAGGAGUCUCUAUAAUCUCUUAGCCCACUGUGUUUUGUUUUGUUUUUAACAAACUUAUUUUAUUUAUUUUUUUAUGCCUUGUAUAUUAUUUUGUAAACUGGUUUUAUUGCGUAGGGAAUGUCUGACACCAGUUGAUUUAAUUAGACCAGUUUCUGGACUCUAGUAAGUUUAUGCUUUUCUAAAUUUGCUGCAGGACAAUUUUUCCCCUUUUAGUUAAUUCAAUGUAAAAGGUACUAUCUUAAAAGGCACCAUAACUACAUCAAAAUGACAUUGUGGUGGCAGGAGGUCCCUGACGUUUGCUCACUUGAACGGUUUAACCUCAGUGUGUGUUCCAGCGCCAAAUCUCACUGAAAUCUUUAAACGGGAAGGCAGACUUGGGCAGCGUUGCUGCUGACUGGCUGAGAGUGGUUGGCUGACACUCAGCCAAUUAGUUACUCUCCAUGGCUGAAAAGGGUGUGUUUUUUUUUUUUUGUUUUUUUUUUAAAGACAGUUUUCUGAAUGAGGAGUUACUGUCUUAGAUUGACAGCUGACUGCUUUCAGCCGAUCAGUGGUGGUCCUGCCCAAUUCUGCAAAUACCUUCCAUUUGAAAGAUUUGAAGAAACAGGAGAGAAGCAGGAAGAUUCGGCGCUGCAACACAGACUUUGGGGUCAAUUGUUUGAGAACUGUUUAACCCCUAAAGGUGAGCUAGCGCAAGGGACAUCCUGGCAACAUAACUUAAUUUUGCUGAGGUUAUGGUGCCCAGAGUGUUCCUUUCACGUUCCAAUCCUGGCAACCACAUGUGUUAGGAGCAAUGUACAGAUCAAGAUACAGAUACUUUAUUUAUUUAUUUAUUUUCUCUUAAAGGGAAAUCAUAGGCGCACACACCACUUCAGCUCAUUGAAGUAGUCUGGGUGCAGUGUCCCAGGUCUUUUAACCCUGCAAUGGUAAUUAAUUGCAGUUUUUAUAAAUGGCAAUUUCCUUGCAGGGUUAGCAGACACCCACCAGCGGGCCUUCCGGUUGUUUAGGCAACUUUGGAUCAUCCUCACGCUAUGCAUGAGGACAUCUUGCGUUAUCCAAAACUCCAUAGGAAAGCAUUAUACAGUGCUUUCCUAUGGGGUAAGUCCUAAUGCGAGAGCGGCUCUUGUUGCUCAUGCACGUUAGGUCCCCCUCACUGGCACUAUAGUUUCCAUUUAAAGCUUGUCCUUUCUUCCCCAACAACUCGCAGUGCUGAGUUUUUGCUCUAAUAGUGUUGCUGUACACAGUACCACUCAUUUCUGGUCUUAUUUGAGUCCAUUGAGCUAAGUCACUCAGAAAUCCUUGCUAUGCUCAUUAAACACUGCUUAUGAGAUAAUCUCAGGAGUAUUCUAGAACAUUAAAUGCAGUAUAAGGACCUUAACCACUACAUGCCAGUGUAGUGGUUAUGGUGAAUUUCAGUUGUGAAUUGCCAUCAUCUUUCCUGGUAAAAUGUUUUAUAAAGUCUGGUUCGUAGUCAAGCCAUUUUUAAGCAGUUUGACCAGAGCCUGAGAUUCUUUAUCUGCAGUAUCCAUCUUGUCCAUAUUUUAACUACUUUCUUUAUCUUGGCAAUUCUGGCGAGCAGAGCCAGCCUUUUGUGCCUCAGGGACCCCUUGGUUUUGGUCAAACCACUCAAAUCGUUUGACCAAAAACCCUGGAGGAUUUGCCUGCAAAGGUUAUUCUGCUUAGACUGGUUCUUUAAAUGAGCAUGAUUGGCACUUUCUCGUCUGGAAGGGUAGAAGAUGCAAAGCCUGUAAUUUUGCAGUAAAUACACGAAACUCAAAUGUGGGCUUAAGGAUUUGUUAUCUAAAGAUGUUGUGUAUGUUCUCUUGCUUAGGAGUCACUUGAUGAGCUUUAUUUUUCAGUGUUUAACUCUUGUUUCUUUAGGGAUCGUGUGGUAGCUGUGUUCGUUCAAGGUCCUGCGUGGCAGUUCAAGUGCUGGCCCUGGCUGUUACCCGAUGGAUCCCCUGUAGACAUAUUUGCAAAAAGUAAGCCUUUUCAUUUCAUGUAUUACACAACAAUAUUUGUAACCAUGUGGUUAAAAAAAAACAUGAACAUUGAACACUCUUAAAUCUCAGAGUACCUGUAAUGACAAUACAACUUAAUCUUAAAUGUUUUUCACCUAUAAUCGGUAGAAUUGAUAGCAAAUGUCUAGACAUCUCUAAAAUCAGAGGUCAGCUCUUCCCCUUUCUCAGUCUGUGCUGAUUAAGAACCGAGAUAAAGACUGUGCUUUGCAUGUCUGUUACUAGGUGAAACCCUCCUGUGGGUGUAUCUCCUGAUUGAAUUCAGCAAUGCCUGCAAGAAGAAGUAAGGAUGAGGGGCAGGCUAUGCGUGAGAGCAGCAUAAAAAAGAGCCAGCAUGAUUUAUUGCAGUAAUUUUGGACAGGCAAUGGGAAAAUGGAGCCUAAGAACAGAUUUUAUUUACAUGUCACUAAGAAAACAAAGUGUUGGGGACUUUUAACCUCCUAUGGAAAGAAAGUAUUCCUGCUGAAAGGCUCGCAUCUCCUGGAGAUAACACCCAGUGAAACAUGAUAAAUGCUCUCAGCAGGAGACAGAGGAAACUGAAAUAAAUUAUGAGCUGUUAAAGGGACACUGCCUUAAUAAACUUGUAUUUAUUUAUUUAAUUUAAUUAUAUUUAAAAACUGCUUGCAAAACCGUUCUCUUGUCUGUUGCCUUUGCAAACCCCUUCUGUUCUAAGGGACUCUGUGGCUGUCCAAUUGCAGAAUUCCCAAUGCAGCUCAAUGCUAGGCAGGUGCUCUGCCCAAUUGCUGCCUCAUGAGUUUAACUCCACUGAACUACCCAAACCAGGAAGUAACGGGACCUGCUAUCUGAUAGCCAGGGGGUGUAACCUGGACAAUUUAUAGAAAUGUAAAUUUCUACAGAAAUUUGCAAUUUUUUGUAAAAUGAAAAACCUAGGACACUCACACGUAAAACUUUUCAGCAAGCUAUAGGUCCAUAUCUUUAUCGGUGUUAACGGAAGAAAUACUUUUAUAAAAGGAGUCAAGCCCCAGAUGGUUUGAAAGAAACUGCAACCAGGUUCACUUUAACUUGUUACACAGUUGUAGAUUUUAGUCACACCAGUGUAAAAUUUGGAAAGAUGUAUAUUAAUAAAAGCACAUCCAUUGUGCCAAAAUGAAAAGGUUUUUUUUUUUGUUUUUUUUUUCGGUAUUACAAAUUGUAGUUAUAAGAUUUAUUGUUGGUGGUGGUGUUGAAAAUGCCAGUUUCUUUAAAGGAAUGAAUAAAAACAUACAUAUAUACAUACAUACAUACAUACAGCACAUCUGUGGCAGUUUAUAUGAAAUUGUGUUUUUUUUUUUUUUUUAUGGCUCUAGUCUAAAUGUGUCACUAAUAAUAGUGUUUAAGCUAAAAAUCAUGUGGUAGAUGCCUCGGUCACGGAUUCAAACAAUCACAAACAAGUACUGUUUCAAGAAGUAUCAGUCUGUUCCUGUCAAGGGAUCUAUAUAUUUUUUCUUUGUUGUAUAGUUGAACAACCUUUGAAGGAUAAAAUACAGAAAACGUAGGUUCAUGACAAGAACAGUUUCUUAAUGUGUUUGAACAUAGAGCGCACACACACUCAUCUGCACUCAGUAGCUCCUUUAUUGGGUACAGUUAUUUAGUACAAGGUAGUAACCCCUGUGUCUACAUUCUUUUGCUGUACACGUUUGAGAUUCUGAUUAAAAUCAUAUUCAAGAUUUUGGUCCCUGUUAAUAGCAGCAUGCACAUCCUGCAAAUUUUUCGGCCUAAUAUUUGUUUUGAUUUUUCUCUUAAACCUAAACACAACUGAAUGUGUCUAUUUUUGUGGAUUCAGCUUGAAAUAAUGCAUUUAUCAUCUUUUUUUUAUCAUAGAUGUAUCUCUUUGCAAAUUAAUAGUAAAAUCCAUAAAAGUAUGUACGGGGCAGUAAUGGCUUAGGGCAUUCAUUUAAUGCCCAGUUUGUUUUAAGGCAGUGGUUUUGUAUUGUUUAGCAUUAAUGUAAAGAGCUACUGUACGUUUACAGAAUUUUACUCAAGUUGAAUUAUAUAGUUAAAUGAACACUGUCAGGAAUACAAAUGUGUAUCCUGACACAAUAGUGCAAUAGUGUUAAAAUCCAUUAAAAAGGUGUAAAACUGACCUACAUUCCAGCACUGCGUGGGUCUCACUGGAAGUGCUUUGCCUCAUUGGCUAAUAUCAGAAUUGACUAGGCCAAUGUAUUGGAAGACUAUAGCGCAUGCACGGCGAAACGCCUCACUGCGCAAUGCUAAUCAGCAUCUCCUAAUAGAGAUGUAUUGAAUCAAUACAUCUCUAUGAGGAGGGUUCAGCAUCUCCAUGCAGAAAGCACCUCUAGUGUCCAUCUCAGUGGUUGCCACUAGAGGUGUUCCUAGGCAGUAAUGUAAAUGUUCCAAAAGCUUGCAAGGACAUACUAUUCACACCAGAACAAUUGCAUUAAGCUGUAAUUCUGGUUAUUAUAGUGUCCCUUUAACAAAUAUGCAUUUUUUGAGGCGUGAAAAAAUAAAAUUAAAUGUAGAAAUGAACACCCCUUUUUUGCAACUGGGGACCUCCAUCUUGAUUCCUUCUAAAUCAUUGUUAAAAGUACUGUCCUCUGCAAAGAAAGAGUACAAAUAAUAGGCUAAAUACUGCAAAUGAAGAAAACCAGAAUCAAUAUUUUAUUUGCAUUGACUAUGCCUUGUCUCGACUGGAUUGUGACAUAAUUUGCUAAAUCUUUAAUAUACAUUUAAAACAAAAUAGAGCAUAUUAUGAAAAAGAACACAUUUUCAAUAAUAUUAAGAGAGAGUUCCACUUUAAAAGGUCCUCGAAGUAGAGAAAAAGCUGAACUUUGACUGAAAUUGGUAAAAACAAAAAACAUGCAAAAAGAGAAAUGUGAGAUUAAAAGUGAGGAACAUGGGGUUUACCAAAUCAAACCUUGGUUAUUUUAUUUUCUCCAAUUAUUUAUCUUUUUGUUCUGGAUGUUCACUUUCAUUAAAUAGACACUGUAGGCGCUGUAACUGAUUAAUUGCAUUGUCUGGAGUCCUCUGGCUUUUUUUAAUGGUUUAACCCCUUAAGGACACAUGACCGGAAAUAUUCCGUCAUGAUUCCCUUUUAUUCCACAAGUUGUGUUCUUAAGGGGUUAAUGAUCACGGAACAUCCACUCUGAGCUGAUCAGGCUUAUUAGGAAGCAUUUAGCAGUGGUGAUUGGCUAAGAAUGUCAGCUGACUGCUUUCAGCCUAUCAGUCACCCACUGCUUGUAUGAAUUGGUAAGAGCAUCAUCUUUGCCUUAGCCAUACCUCCAGUGGGUAACUCAUGUGGGGUGUGCUAGGUUGUGGGUAACUCAUUGAGUAUUCGAACAAGUUACAAUUUACUGUCCCCGGGGUCUGCAAGCACUUUAACCAAUUCGGUGUGUUGAAAUAGUUAUUGGAAACAAGAGUACAGUCUUUAUGAUUUCCUGAUAUGUAAAACCAUAAAAAUCAAUCAUGUGUUCCUUUGCAGGUUUUAAAAUUAGGUAAAUACAACCUCCGAUAAACACGACAUUGCACUGUGCCAUGAAUUAUUUAACAAAAAUAAACCUAAAAUGGAAAGUUGUGUGAUAAGCGAAGUACACCCUUACUGCUUCCUUAGCAAUUAAUAGGCGAAGUAGCAGACAGGUACUGCUAAUCAAAAGCUCUUGAUUACUUGUUCAUAAAGUGUGACCACCUCUAUAAAAGCUUUGGGGUUUGCUGGUCUGGAGCAUUCAGGUAUGUGUGUUAACACAAUGCCAAAGAGAAAUACAUCAGCAAUGAUCUCAGAGAAGCAAUUGUUGCUGCCUAUCGAGCUGUGGAAGGCCUUUAAGGGCAUUUCCAAACUGUUUAAAUCAAGGCGGGACUUUAAUAGAGCUGUGCAUAAUCAAGUGUCCGCAAACCUCCAUGAACUGAAGCAACGUCGUAAAGAUUGGGCCAAAAUUACUCCACAAUGAUGUGAGAGACUGAUAAAGUUCUACAUAAAACAAUUACUUAAAGUUAUUGCUGUUAAAGGUGGUUCUGCAAGCUAUUGAUUCAUAAGGUGUACUUGGUUUUUCAACCGUGGCUUCUCCAUUUUCGCUUUUUGUCUUAAAUCAUGAUGCAGUGUAAUGUGUCAAUUGUUAUUCAUCUGAGGUGUUACCCAACUUACCUAAUUUUAAGACCUGCUAAGGAACUGUUGAUUAUUUCUCAAAUGUAAAUCCAUAGAUUUCAAAGAGGGUGUACUUUUUUUUUUCCAUGACUAUUUAUAAUGCCUAUAGUGUUGGGUAGGAAGUUGACCCCUUCUCCACAUAGCAUUUACCCUAGAGCAGUGGUUCCCAGCCCAGUCCUCCAGUACCCCCUAACAGUUCAGGAUUUACGGAUUAAGUUGUGGCUAAGGUGUUUUUAGGAGAAGAAAUAAAAUAAAAAAAAACUUUAGACACAACAGGUUAUUCCUAAAUUCUGGACUGGCAGGAGGUGCUUGAGGACUGGGUUGGAAACCGCUGCCCUAGAGCAAAUUUCUCUAUUUAGUGUUGCUGGUUAGUCAAAUGUAUAAGCCAUCCUGCAGCUUUUUUAUUUCUAAUCUUUUUAUAGCUUAGGCACCUGUUGGACAAGCCAUUCCCCUGACCUCUAUGAUUAUUCAGUUAGCCCAUCAUGUGAAACCUUUCUUCACCUUUGUAGUUGACAAAUGUAUGAAGAAUCACAUAAGCCUUAAUUACCUGUUUAGAAUUCUGAAUUAUUUUGCAGGAAAAUAAAAUGUAUUUCUGAUAUUGAAAAGCAGACAUUGGCCAAUUAUGGAUUUACCGGUUUGUGGUGUAACCAUUUAUAGAUUUAAUCAGUGAGAUGCCACAGUGCCUGCGUUUACAGAUUACAUUUUAUUUUACGCUCUGUAGAAUAGCAGUUCUUGCGGUGUUAAAGUAGUAAUGGCAUGCCUGUCCCUAGUAUACGCUCAGAAUCAAAUUCAAAACAUGUUUGCUUUACACAGUAUAAAACAAAUUUAAAAAAAAAACACAUCAUAACCCAAAUCAUAGUAGUAUUUUUUUUUUUUUUUUAAAUCCUCAUUUACAACUUCUGAAAUGAAACACAUUAAGUUAUCUUUCAUUUUGUCUUAAAUUUCAGUAAAAGCCUUCCACCUCAAGUAUGAUGAAGUUCGAUUGGAUCCCAAUGUACAAAAGUGGGAUGUGACACUCUUGGAGUUAAGUUACCACAAACGGCAUUUGGACAGGCCGGUUUUCCUGAAAUUCUGGGAAACUUUGGACAGGUAAGCAGCUGUGUUCACAGAAUUAAAAAAUAUAUAUAUUUUUUUUAUAGAUGUUUGUUUUUAUAUUAUAUAUAUGUAAAAUUAAUUUUCAAGAUUUUUAUUUUCUAUAUCUUGUAGUGGUCCUAGAUUGAUCAGUUGUCACUGUUCUCAUAUUUUGAAAUUGAAUUAUGGCACAUUGAUGGUUUAUCUAUUCAUGCCCUAGCUUUUUAUCAGCUACUUGUGUCUAUGAUUGAGGUUGUUUUGUCACUUUUGUGAUUUUUCACCAUAAUUUCCUGCUUCCUCGUUAAAAGAAAACUGAGCACCGUAACCCAAGGCUUGACAAAUUUGCUUUAAAUAUAGGAGCCAAUUAAAAAAGUUAGGAGCCAGUGUUUUUUUAUUUUUAUUUUUUAUAUAUUUUUUUUAAACUAGCAAGGCAUUAUUUUCAAUGACAAAAUUAAAAGAUCUUAAAGGGACAUUAUAGUCACCAGAGCCACUACAGCUUAAAGUAAUGGUUCUGGUGUCUGUAGCCUGCUUCUGCAGGCUUUUAAUUUGAUACCUCUAACCACCCUUAGUGGCAGUCUAUGAGACAGUCACUCUUGGUGCUUCCUAGUCCAGUGCUGCACAUUGUGAAGCACCUAUGUUCAGUGUCUCCACACUAAUUCAAUGCAUCUGAGGAUGCAUUUUGCCUUGCUUGUGCAUCAGCCUCCCAAAGCUUUCCUAUGGGAAAGCAUUGAAUUGGCAGAGCUUAAUCUCAGCCAUGAUGGCAGGGCCAGCUGUGGUGACACCGGCAUUAGCAAAAUGGUGAGCAAAAUCUGUGGGUGGCUGGUGAACUAAAUAGUUUAAUGCUGCAGUGCCAGGAAUACAUGUUUAUUCCUGACACUCUAGUGUUCCAUUAAAUUUAAACUUAUUGGAGGCUAGAACCAAAUUCAUGGGCAUUUAACUUAUGCAAAAAAUGAAUAUAUUUUUAUGUGGUUUUGUGCAAUGUAUCACAUUUUUAACUUGGCUUUUUAAAAAUGUUUUAUUUUUUGUUGUGCAUGGGUGGUACAUGACAGUAUUUCUGACUGUUAAGCAGCAUAAAUCAUUAUAAACUUGUGAGAAGACAGAACAGUAGAGCUUAGUCUGCACAUAUUGUAUGUAUUAUGCAGGCUAGAAAGACCGUGUUGGUGCUGGGUUUUAGUAGGUUAUCAGACUAAAACAUGAGGUGAAAGCACUGGUUGUAUAAACUGAAUUAGAUUAAGGACAUUAUGCCCAUGAGUAGUAGUAUGCUAUUCCUAACCGAAGAGUAGGAAACAAAAAUACAAAAACCAGGUACAUUAUACCAGAGUGUGAAAUCAUAUAAAAAUAACGUAACUGCAGUUCUGUGGUAAGUUUGGUAAAAUCUUCGCCUGGUGCCUUCACUCUAUGCCACAUAUGGGCCUCAGCAAAGCGUCCAUGGUAGUAAUGGUUGCUCAGGCAGGGAUCUCAUUCAGCCGAUGCCUGCCAGGGAUACCUGGCAUUCCUGCAACACAGCGAGGCAGUGCGAUUCUCUGUGCCCAAGCUUUGAUAGAAGUGGCCGGUCUGCUUGUAGAGUCAGGAUCUGGAGUGGAGCGAGGUGGUGCAGUCCUCUGGACCCAGGAACCAUCAGGUGGGGCAUGUGCGCUAGUAGCUCAUAUUUUUCUGUAGUGCUUUAUGUCCCUGGUAGUGUCUCAUAUGAAGUUUUAGCUUCUUGUGCUGGAGAAUGUUUUUGUGAUGUGGUGAAGGGGAUACAUCGACGUGUUGUUCCUGAGACAUAUUAUAACUUCCCCUAAAUUGGGUAACUAUUAAUUUUAUAAAACUAAUCACAAGCCCCUUUUUAUGCCCUUAAAAAGUAUCUAUCAGCCUUUUUAGCGCUCCGAUAUAUCCGAUCUUUACGUAUUAUGGACCGCGAUCACCCCCGACAGUCCCUGUGGGGGGAGUAACGGGUCUCUGGCUCAUGCGGCGUCUGACUGGGAGAUCGACCGCCUCUCCCACCUGAUACACACAAGGCCUCAUGUUGCGAGGAAUGCGACCAGCAAGCUCCAGUUGGGUCACAGACCACAGUGUCGGUUCCUAGUCAAAUCGUGUGUCAGGUGAGUUGCUUGUUGUCGCCUAAAUUAACUGGGGCUAAAAGUGCCAUGAAUUGCCCCAAUUAUUGAGGGGCUCUCCUCCAUGCUAGUCAGGCCCCACGCCCCUUCACUUGGCUUUUUGGUGCCAUGAACAUGCCUUGUAUUUUUAGAAUUGAAGUACCAAUACUCACACACACACACGGAUGACACCCGCAUGCUCACAUUCUCACACACUCCCAAAUUGUUUUAAGUCCACCCAGCCACCCCACCUUUUGGAGAACUAGAGUCCAGUGGAGCGGUUAUGAUCCUGUAAACUUCAAGCUCUUCUUGCACGGUUCCCUCGCAAGCCAUUAGUGAUGCUGGUGCUGCUGUGGCAUCGUAUUCCAGCUCACAGCAGGAGUACAGCCAGGGCUGUAGAAGAUAUGGUAAAGGUUCAAUGAAUACCAGGCACUAGGUUGCCGUGGCAAUUAGGAAUUUGUUUUGGCUCCUGAGAUUUGUCGAGUCUUACCAUAACCUCCUCAGCUCUGACUCCUGCGGCUGUAGUUCUACUUCUAAAGUCUCCUAGCAGAAGAUUUCUCUUAGCGCUUCUGAGCUAAGCGUGGUCGCACUUACUGGCUCAGAGCAUUAGCAGAGCACUCUCGGCUAAUGAACACAGUUUCAGACCUUCUUAGUUCGUUGAGGUCAUCUGGCUUCUCCUACAGAAGUCUACCAGAUGCAACAAGGCAUAGGAACCCAAGUAAGUUGUCAGACUGUUCCUAAACUGUUUUUUCUAUUCGAGGGCACCAGCGUUAUGGUACAUGUGCAUUGUCAUGGUUUGGUGAAUAGGGCAGUAAGCAGUCUGAUUACUGCUAUGUAAUACAGGCUGAAGUACUGUUAUAAAAAACACCUACUGGCCAUUAAUUCAUAUUAUAAUGAACUCACCCACCUCCCUCUAGAGACUAGAAUGAGAGGCUCCUGAUUGUUUGUUCCUGGUGUGAAGAGUUCUAACAAUUGCUUCUGCUCUGUGUGUUAGCAGAAACCGGUGUUUUAUUUUUCAUAAAAAUAUACAUGAAGGCAGCUGGCAUGAUAGAGAGUUAAUCUGGCAAACAUUUCUACCCCAGGCAAUAAUUUGUCAUAUUUAUUAACCCUUGUUUUUCUUUGGGUUUUUACUAUAUAUUGGGGCUGAUGUGUACUGUAGUCAUUGCUGCCGCCCAGGAGUGAUGGGAGUGAGCGCAGGACUUAUCUUUCGGUAUUUGUAAUAAUUUCAGUCUUCACUGUUUUUAUAGUGCAAGGAGUGGUUUGUGAUCUUGUGGAAUCCUCCAUAGACACUCUUGGACAUAAAUUUCCCGGAUCUGAAGCAGCAUAGCCGCUCCAAUGAGGGGCAGCUUAAGCAUAUUUUCAUGACUUCUCUAGAGCUGCACCGUUCCUGUCAAACUCCCUUCCCUUUUUCCGUUAGACGCUCACCUAGUCUCCACUAUUUUAAAUAAUAAUUAAAACUCACUUUUUCACAAAAGCAUUUCAAUUAAACUCAAUCAUUUAAUUGGUUGGGAUAUGUUAUAAACCACCUAAUGUAAAUUUCUUUGAGGAAGCACAGCUGUUAGAGCAAAUUGAGAAAGCUGCAAAUCGAGGUAACACGUUAAUUAUUGGAGAUUUUAGUUAUCCAGACAUAAAUUGGGAAAGAGGGACUAGUACUUCAGCAAGGGGCAUCAGGUUUUUGAAUGUGUUAAAUGACACCUUUAUGUCACAACUGGUACAAGCACCAACUAGAAAGGGUGCUUGUCUGGAUCUUGUCAUAACAAACAAUGUUGAUCUUUUAACCAACAUUCAAGUAGGGGAGCAUUUGGGAAAUAGUGAUCACAAUAUGGUAAAUUUUGAAAUAAACUCAAAGCAAAAGCAAGUGGGGUAUACUAAAACAUAUAAUUUAAAAAAAGCCAAUUUCAAUAAGGUUAGAGCAGCUCUACAACAUUGACUGGCAUAAACUCCUUAGUGAUAAAAACACUGAGAAUAAAUGGAGACUAUUCAAACAAAUAUUAGAAAGGUACAUUUCUCAGUAUGUACCAUUGGGUAAUAAAUAUAAAAGAAUCAAAUUAAAACCAAUGUGGCUUAGUAGAGAAGUAAAACAAGAAAUAAAAAAUAAAAAAAGGGAAUUUAAAGCAUUUAAAUCAGACAAAUCAAAGGCAUCCUAUUUAAGAUAUAAGGAAGCCAAUAACGCUUGCAAAAAGGCAAUUAAAGUGGCUAAACUAGAAAAUGAGAAAUUGAUAGCUAAAGAAUGCAAAACCAACCCCAAAUUUUUUUUCAAGUUUAUCAAUUCAAAAAAAAUGAAAGUGUAGGUACACUUGAAACAGAGUUGGGUUUAUUAGCUAAUGAAGACCAGGAAAAAGCAGAAAUUUUAAAUAACUAUUUUUCUUCAGUAUAUAUUAAUGAGGAUCCUAUGGCAAGAGAUAUGCAAAUGAUUGCUGCAAAUAACUUGCAAAUAACUUGUGAUUGGAUAACUCGAGACAAGGUGCUACAGCUAUUAAAGAAAAUUAAUGUAAAUAAAGCUCCGGGGCCUGACGGUGUUCACCCACGAGUACUUAAGGAGCUAAGUGGGGAAAUAAGUGAACCUCUGUAUUUAAUUUUUCAAGAUUCUUUUGUUUCAGGUGUUGUACUGGAGGAUUGGAGGAAGGCAGAUGUUGUUCCUAUAUUUAAAAAGGUUCAAAAUCCUUGCCUGGAAAUUAGACCUGUGAGCUUAACUUCUGUAACUGGGAAAAUAUUUGAAGGGCUAUUAAGGGAUAACAUUCAGGAAUUCAUUGGGAAGAACCUUAUUAGCAAUAAUCAGCAUGGUUUUAUGAAACAUCGGUCAUGUCAAACUAACCUAAUUGCAUUCUACGAAGAAGUAAGUAGAAGUAUAGAUCAGGGUGUUGCCAUGGAUGUGAUCUACUUGGAUUUUGCCAAGGCAUUUGAUACGGUUCCUCACAAUAGGCUAGUCUUCAAACUAAAAGAAAUUGGUCUAGAUGAAUAUUCUUGUUCUUGGGUAGAACAUUGGCUUAAGGAUAGAGUACAACAAGUUGUAAUUAAUGGUAAAUUUUCAGGCUGGACAAAAGUUGUAAGUGGUGUCCCUCAGGGUUCUGUUUUGGGACCACUUCUGUUUAACAUAUUUAUAAAUGAUCUUGAAAUAGGCAUUGAAAGCCAUGUAUCAGUGUUUGCAGAUGACACAAAACUUUGUAAAGUAAUAAAAUGUGAGCAGGAUAUCACUUUGCUGUAGAAAGAUUUGGAUAGAUUGGGGGACUGGGCACUAAAAUGGCAGAUGAAAUUUAACAUAGAGAAAUGCAAAGUUAUGCACUUCGGGGUUAAGAAUGCACAAGCAACUUACACACUAAAUGGUGGUGAAUUAGGGAUAACCACACACGAGAAGGAUUUGGGAAUUGUUAUAGACAAAUUAGGCAGCAAUAUGCAAUGUCAAUCUGCAGUUGCUAAGGCCAGUAAGAUCUUGUCAUGUAUAAAUAGGGGCAUAAAUUUUCGGGAUGUAAAUAUAAUUCUGCCUCUUUAUAAAUCGCUGGUAAGACCUCACCUUGAAUAUGCUGUGCAAUUUUGGGCGCCUGUUCUAAAGAAGGAUAUCAUGGCACUGGAGAGGGUCCAGAGACGAGCUACAAAAUUGAUAAAAGGAAUGGAGCAUUUUAGUUAUGAAGAAAGGUUAAAAAAAUUUAAAUCUGUUUAGUUUAGAAAAACGGCGCCUGAGAGGGGAUAUGAUAACUUUAUACAAAUAUAUUCGGGGCCAGUACAAACCUUUAUCUGGAAAUCUACUCAUAAACAGGGCUAUACAUAGGACACGAGGUCACACAUUUAGGCUGGAAGAAAGGAGAUUUCAUCUAAGGCAAAGAAAAGGUUUUUCUACAGUAAGAACAAUAAGGAUAUGGAAUUCUCUGCCUGAAGAGGUGGUUUUGUCAGUCCAUACAGAUGUUUAAACUGAAAUUGGAUAAAUACUUACAAAAACAUAACCUACAGGGAUAUAAUUUCUAAUUAGUGGGGUAAUAGCUGCUUGAUCCAAGGAGACAUCUGACUGCUAUUUUGGGGUCAAGAAGGAUUUUUUUCCUAGCUUGUGGCAAAAUUGGAAGCGCUUCAGACCAGGUUUUUUGCCUUCUUUUGGAUAAACAGCAACAACAUUUGUGAGGAAGGCUGAACUUGGACGCAAGCCUCUUUUCAGCUAUGUAACUGUUAAUGGCUCAAAAAAAACCCACACGAAGUCUUCAUUGAAUACUAUUCUACCUAUCUACUUCCCUAGCACUUCUAUGACCUUUUAUUUCACUUGACCCCACUCCCUAUAGCAUGUAAGCUCAUUGAGCAGGGCCCUCAACCCCUCUGUUUCUCUGCGUCAAACUUGUCUGGUUACAAUUACAUGUUUGCGCACCUAUUGUAAAGCGCUAUGAAAUUGCUCCUCUACACAGGCAGACAUGUCCUCUUGGCAUUUGGGUUACCUGGGGAUUAUUUUUUUCCUACACGAUCCUGUGACCUACAUGUAUAUGCUUUUAUUCUUAGAUCCUUACUGUACUCUGUAAUGUUCCGCACUGCUGAUAAUGAAACUAGUAUGGAUAGCUGCUUCCGUGUUUUUAUUGUCUAGAUUUACUUUGCAUGGCUAGAUUGUUUGGGCUUUUUGUAGCAAUUUACUUUUCACAUCACUGGAUGCAGGUUUUUAACAAUUAAUAAUCAAUCUCUGGGGAAAAAGUAAAAGUGCAAAGUUAUUCAUGACUGAUGAACGUUGCUUGCUUUAAAAUUCUAAUUAUCUAGAUAGGUAUAAGUAUUUGUUUUGCAUCCUAAUGUUCUUUCUUCACAUUUUAGAUACAUGGUGAAGCACAAGUCCCACUUAAGAUUCUGAAGGCUCAGAAGUUUUCACUGCUGCUGGAGAAGAUCAGACAACUUUACUGCUUUCUAGAGAUUAGGACUCUAUUCAGAAUUGUAAAAUAAACUGGCAUGAUCCUGACUUGCCACAAUAUUUUUGAUCUACGGACAGAUUACAUCAAUUUACAAUCAGUGGAUUGCAUACUAUUUUUUAAAUAAAAUUUGCAUUGCUCACAAUUAAAAUUGUAUAUUUUGAUAGUGGGAAGAGACUUUUAUUUUAAUUUUUUCCAUGUAACUUUUUUUUCCCCCCUACAGAUACAGAAAUCUGAGGUAUGUCAGUGUUGCAUUCUUUAAACUCUCUGACUGUUUACCCCCUGUGCGCCUCUUUUUUUAAUUUUUUUUUUUUUUUUAUUGCAUAACUUCCUUUACACUUUGAAGCUUCCAAAAUUGGCAAAAUUGUGUGUAUGGAAAUCAGUCUUACGCAGUAAGCAGACACUAGGAAGACCAUCUCACAGUCCUGUAAGCUGCAUUUGAGGUUAAACCAUUCACUAUAAGUUGUUUACUGUUGGGGGGGGGGAAACAUUGUAGAUAAACUAUUAAUAUUUUGAAAAGCUGAUUAUGAAUUUUCCUUGUCCCAUUAACAUUAUACUGAAGAAUAAAAAAUAUGAAAAAUUCUUGUUGCAUUUUA